GUAAGAUUGACGCCGGCUCAGCAACUCAUUCAGAGAGAGUUUGAGGUGAGUACCAGGCACCGGUGAGUAAAUAAGCCAGAUUCUGUGUGAAGGUUGAAAAACCUUGAAAGCAAACUCGCUAAAAACAGCUUUUAAUUUAAACCAAAUUUGAAUUUUUUUAGGGUCAUGAGCUGUUGUUGACCGUUGACUUGAUUCCUCGUGAGGAGAGAGGCGACGUUGACAGCCAGCGGUGUAACCAACUGCCACACACGCAUUCAAAGUGUCCGAGCUGCUGUCGGUGGAUGACUUCGCUUUGUUCCUCGGCUUCUUAUUAAGGUAAUGGAGGAGAGAAAGUCACGUAAAUGUGCUCGGACUUACACUUUUCUCGUCGUUUCAGCCUGUUGACAGGCUUGAGGAAGGAAAAAAAAGGUCAUGUAAGAGGUGUUUCUCAUGUGGUGGUCAUCUUGUAAAAUGGCUGGGAUGAGUCUUCAUUUAGGUUGAGUGUUUUUUCAGCCUAUUAAUAACUGAAUGAGGCUCUCGGCGAGGCGGAGUGGAGGGUGAGGAUGUGGUCAGCGUUGUUGUUCAUUCAUUCAUUAUUCAUUCGUGUGAGCAGCAGCAUGGCAUGUCUGUGAUGUCUGAGGUCAUAGGGUCACAUGAUAACAAAAAAAGCCAUCUUUUAGGAGUAAGUUUGUGAUGGAAAUAAACGUGAAGAUGAAUCUUUAAGCCUCAAAAUGGAUGCAGGUUCAUCUUUUUUUACUUUAAACUGUCAGAAAAUCAUAAACAUAAGGCUCCUUACAAUCAUUUUCCAUUCAAGGAAAAUUCCAAUUAGCAAUAUCAUAAUGAAAACACAUAUCAAAACUUCAUAAAGGCUUCAAAUCAAAUUAAAAAUUGAUUAACCUCAUGACAUUUAUCAUGUACUGUACGUAGUCUGUUUUUUAAUAUAUCAUCUGGGUAUCAGUUGCAGCCAUCUGCCCAGUUGCUGCAUAUCAUCCUGUCCACAAAUAAUUUGACAGGCAGCCAGUCGAAGUAGGUUAUAUCUGUUACAUUUCACCACAUCAAUGGCAAGCAAGGACGCCCACUGUUUGAGCGAUAUGUAUAGGUUUGCUUAUGGGAUCUUAAAAUGCAUAUGUGUGGGAAAAAAAAAAUCAUGAUCUGGAAAAAGCUGUGUGUAGGCUGAAUUAUUGUUAAUAUUUGAGGGGUGUUAUUGUACAUUAAAUUUCAAUUGGAACGUUACAGCAUUUGGGUAAUUUUAAAAAAGGAAGCAAUUGUUUUACAGACUAAAAGGCUUGUUUUGGAAUAAUUUUAUAUGAAUCCGUUAAAUUAAAGGUCGGUUUGAUUCAUGCCAUUCAUUUUUUGCAACUGGAAGAUAGUGUUGAGUAGGCCUAAAUAACCUUGCAUUGUAAAAGAAUCUUUCCAUUAUGAAAAUCAUCUGGAACCCUUGCCUGUGCAGAGAAAUAAAUGACAACAAAAUAAAAUUAGUAAUAGAAAUGCAACUGGAAAAAAAUCUCAGGAAUCAGAAUCAGCUGUUAGAGUACUUAAAAUUUGGAUGUAAAUGUGAGCCAAUCAGAAAGCACGAAACAACAUUAUAAUUCAGAGUUUCCACGUGCUAAAAAGUUGAUAAUAAAGUGGCAUUUUUGUUCAAGUUUAAUACUUUAAAUGAUACACAGUACACGUGAAGAGCAAGUUGCUGGCAUGUAGCGAACUCUCUGCAUCAAACCUGCGUGUCACAGAUGGAAAAAUGAAUUGGAGCUGAAGUUAAUGGGAACUUUUUUCACAGCUGACACUUGACCUCCUAAAUGCUGGUGAAACCAAUAACACUAAUUACUGCGUUUAUGUUGUUAGCUUACCUAAGCUGUCGUUCACGUUAUUGGUUCCAUCUGUGUGCAUUUGCCGUCUGUUUCGAAUCAAAUGUCUGCUGUGAAAGGUUUGAAGUGUGAGUCUGAUUCUUUUAAAGGAGCUGGAAACCUGUUAAAGGCCCUAAAAAAUCCAUAAAAGAAGGAAACUACUUGAAAAAACAGUUUGAGCAGUUUCAAUUCCUUUGUUGUUAUGGUACCAAUCUCCCUUAUUUUUGCAUUCAUUUUGGUUGAUUGAUCAAAAACAUAAUCACAUCAUUCAUAGGGGUGUUAUUUUCUGUUUCCAAAGAGGAGUGUGAUAGAAGAAAGACUGAGAGUCAACCAGUUUUAUCAUUAUGACUGGAAAAAUUAAAGCUCAUGUAAUGGAAAAUUUUAUGUGACAAUUUUGGCACCUACUGUGGACAAGAAAACGUGUUUUAUGCCCCUUUACUUAUUUAAUUCUAUACAUAUGAAAUAAGUCAGGGCUUGACACUAACUUUUUUCACAAGGACCACAUGUACUCCUUAGUUGAAAAAGUUAGGAGCACACGAAGACCUUUUAGGGGCACAAUGAAAAAACCAGCAAUUUAUUGAUCGGUACAUCGGUAGAUUUGCAGUGAAUGUCCGUCGAACAUCCAACCUAAAACUAACUUCACCGCAAUAUUUACAUGAAAAAACAUUUGUUGCUUCUGCUGAUUUUUUUUUUUUUAUGCGCACGUGUGCCCCUUAAUAUAUUCUACAAUUCGCACACAUCUAGAUUUAGUCGCAAAUGCGAGUGAAACGGUCGCACUUUCGAGCCCUGUAAGUGUUUUAAAAGAUCUUGCUUUCUGAAAGUAAAAAACACCUCACUGUGAAUUUUUUAAAAAGUUCUGUCUUGGCAGUGGGCCUCUUGUCUGACAUCUACCCUGCUACAGCGGAAUUAUAAGUGUUAAAAAUAUCGAUACAGAAAUAAUCAACCUUCACCCUGGUGACCUUGAUUGGCUUUGUAGCUCAUGAGGAGGCAUCCCUGUUUAUUCUGGUCUGUUUUAAAAAGCUCCUCACAGGAGCUUUAAGUACUAGAGGAAGUGUAUAAUGAUUUAGAUAAUUGAGAGCUGUCCAUGCGCCAAGAGACCCAAUCCAACCUCUGUGCGGUCACCUCCAGGCCCUUGCUCCCCAGUUUUGGCACCUUGAUCCCAGAAUUGCUUAUCUGUCACAUGACUGAGAGAAGUCAGGACAUGCCCUCUGCCAGGAUAGAGGAAGGAUGUGUCCGUCCUGCUGACUCACUAGAAUCAUCUCCACGUGCUCUGCAGGUCAUCUAAGGAGCUGUUUAACUGUGAUGUAAGGCUGAUACACCAGAUAAAAGUGAGAAUCUUUUCUUAGGGACUCUUAAAUCAAAGUCGAACCACAUUACGUUUCGCUUAUAAAACCUGAACACCUCAAGGACUCAAACAUCAGCAGAAUCUGUAAUGUUUGUCUCGGUGAAUCUGACCUUGUUCAUUCGCCAGCACUCGGAUUCCUGAGCGGUUCAGCUUUGCUUUUGUCGCAUAAUCCUGCGCAGCGUUAAAACACAUCGGACAGAUCCACCUUAUCUUGUUCAUCACACUCUCAGCCUUUAUUUGUUUCCCUCCGCCUCAGUGAGAACCGUCAAACAGACUUUGUUAACAGAUUUGUAGCGGUCAAAGAAGCACAAACAGUCAGGCAGUGAGAGUCCACAUUCCUUUUGUGAAUUGCUUGGUCAUGCAGAAGACAAGGAAGGAAAGGAGGUAGAUAACUUAUUUUUCUAUGGCCUUUAUGUUUAUUUUACCUUCCCCUGCGCAGAUAAGGAGACCCAGCAAGUCCCUGAACACAUCACCCCGAGAUAUCACUCUCAACCUUCAGUAAACACCACUGUUACAUGUCCUUUUUUCUAUUGGAAAUCAUGGAGUUACAUCAUUGUGUUCAUUGCUUUUUGCUAGCUCAGCAGUCGCUCUGUUCUCGCUAACUAAAUUGAAUUUAAUUACCAAUACACGCAAGUACUGCACCCCAGGACAUGCAUUGUUUAGUUCUGACGACUGUCCCCCCACAUUAAACUCCAUUAGGCUGUCUGACGCUGGAGUUUUUGGUCUCCUAGGAGCGUCUAAUUAUACACACAAAUCCAUAAAACAUUAUCAAGUAUCCUUGCUUCUGUCUGCUUUCUAUUCCCCAUCAUGGUGUGAGUUUUAAUUUCAUGCCUUUUCAUGAUUUUCUAGCGUAUUGAUAUAAUUUUGUUUCCCAGGAAUUGAAUAAAUGGCUGAUUUAUGUUUGACCAGAGAGAUCUUUGUGAGGCCUUUUGUUUUUUUUUUUGCUUUGGGAGCCCAGGGGAUAUUUUACUCCCAGUCCCAGUCUGAGUCUCAUGAGAGUAAAUACAGUUAUUAUAAAGUACAGACAGGUCAGAGCUCCACAAUUACUGUGUUUCUGUGAGAACAAGGCUCUACCUUUUAUGUGGAUGGUGCAACCCGAGCUGGGAUGGAUGGAAGUUUUGGCUAGACUGUGCCACGCCCUCACGCUACAGCUGCAGCUGGAUUGGACUAGUCUCAUCUCUGUGUGUUCAGUUGAGGAUGAGAAGAGUCACUAAACCGUCUGAUGUGAUAUUCUGUUUAUAUCUUUAACACAAUUUUUAUCUGCAUUUAUCUUUUCAUGGGCAGAAGUUGAAUUCCUUUGGGUGAUGCACUGGGGAGUUGUAAUUCCUUUGCUGGCAUUAGUCACCAGAAUUUACAGUAACAGGCUUUACAAUCAUAACAUGUCAGAGCCGACUCUGUUGUUCAAGCAGUAUAUGUCACUGGGAAUUUCUGGGCCUUUUGCCAUCAAAAUGACUGUGUGACUCAGCAUAUUCACCUCAUCCUUAAGUGCGUUUUAGCAUCUUUCAGCUGGUUGUUUUGACUUUUACUUCAGGCUCAGCUGCAGCAGGUAGCUGUUUUUGGCAAAUGUCUCUCACAUCUCUCGCUGUACGUUACCUUCCCAGCGCCGAACAACUGACAAAGUUUGCAACUAGCUGUGAAUGUAGUGGAGAAUUUGGCAGCUGAGGAGCCUCAUGUUUUCCUCAGGAGCUGUAAGAGUAAAGAGAAGUGAAUUGAGCUUGUUGUGCUGGACUAAAGUUUCCCAAAGUGACUUAAAAAUAUUGUUUGCCAUUUCAUUUCUGCCAAAUAUUGCUUUACAAAUGUCAACUUAAGUGUCACCAGGCUUCAUGUUUUAACUAGAACAAAACAAAACAUGGAAAAAUCCCAGUGAGCGCCCUUUUUUCUUGCAUGUUAAGCUGUCCUCCCCUUGAACAUGAAUUGCUGACACUCCAGCUGACUGAUGCGGCUUGUUAUUUUGAACUUUGUCUCAUAUUUCCUUGCACAUUUGUCACCAUUUAAAAAUAUGUGUCAGCCUCCUGCAGCACUUCAAACACCCUGAUCCUCCUUGAAGGUAGAAAAACUCUCGAGCACUGAUUGCUUUUUCUUUUCUGGGGGUUAGAGGACAAUAAGCAGUCGUUAUGUAAGCUGUAGUUGCCUCUUCAAUCCCUCUUCGCCUCAGAGACAGGUGCUGUCUUAGCUGCCAGCACAAAGCCUGAGCCUGAGACUGGACAAAGAGCCAGAUAAAGAUGGGCCCGCGUUGACUGAGUGCAGCUGUUAGCCGUUGUAGCCUGGAAGCACUCCAGUAUGUCUGCACAUAACUUCGCACAGUCAUGCUAAAGUGGCGGACCCUGCCAAAACCAAGAGUUAAGUCAGCGUGGCUACUGGACUGUGAAGAGUAGAGCAGGGAGGUAGAGACGUCUAUUUGUUGAAAGACUCGGGACGUGGCUGGGUGACUUCUAAACUGCUGAGCUAUUUCAGGCUAAAACACUCAGAGGGAACAGAAGCACUGCUAUCAACAUACACCGCCACCAAGUCCCCAUAGAGAUCCACAAACAGGGCAGCUAUCAGAGCAGCUGUGGAGGGGGUUGUCUUUAAAUUACAGCAGGAGACUUUAGUGGUGAGUCUUUAUUGAUGCAAGUUUUGGAUGUUUGAAAUGACUGCGCAGUUUACACAUCUUUUCCUACUGUUUUUCUAACACGAAUAAUCCAUCCUGGGUGGCAUCUCAUUUUUAGACGUGUAGGAAUACGGCCCUGGCAGAUUUGUUUUAGUCCUGAUGCAAGAGAAGAAUCACAGGAAGCUGGAGAGAGAACUUCCCAGUUUUGUUAACACGAUGUGUAAAGCUAGAAAAACAGAAGGAAGGACGUUAUUGUGCAAAAAAUAAUAAUUUCAAAUGCUAUUUUUAUCCUUUUAUUUGUUUAACCACAGAAAGCAUGUUUUCAGAGUUCUUUUUGAUGUGGUAAAGUUUGCUUCUGAUAAAAAAAUGAAACACAAAAAAGUCACAAAUCAGCAAGAAUCCGGACAUUGCGGUUAAGUGUUUGUGAAAGAAGCGUGCCUUGUGUUCGUCAUGGUUAAGAAAUAGUAGCGAUCUGACCUUGCAGGCAUAAAGUCACACCUCUUUAUAUAGUUGACCACAGUGGAUAAUGCUAUUAUUAUCAGCACACUGUUGAGACUGAGGAAAGCCCCAGACUUUGAAGUGGACUUCAAUUUUAGCUGCUGGAGGCUUUGACUCUGUUUCUCCCCCCGCAAGACAUGCAUGUGACUCCACAUCCCUGGGGACAAACAAUUUCAUCACACACAUACACACACACACACACACACACACACAUGCAAGGCUCCUCCUGAGUUUAGGUAUUUCUUUAGCCCUAAGGCUCAUAUAAGCUGAUGUGGAAUGCAGCUUGAUUAUUUAGCGAGCGGGUAAGCAACCUGUUUAGAUCACAGCUGCUCUUUGUUCGCUGCAAAAACAUGAUUAAUCUGGCGGCUUUUAUGACUUUGGAUGGGAUUAAUGGUGUAGUUGUGUUUGUGCCACCAUGACAAGAGAUGUUUUUCUUUGCACUGCCAAAUACACAAUUAACCUGCAGCAAAGCGAGGUGUUUUUAAAGGCAAACGCAUUUACCAGUACCAGCAUAUAAUCAAUAAGAAACUCUAAACCAGAGGAGACAUUAACUUCAAGUUUGGAAAUGUUAGUCUCCACAAGUGACAAGCUGUUAAUAAUUAAAGCCAUAUUAGGCAACAAGUCAUUGGUUCCCCUUGUGCCUUUUUUGGACAGUGCAUUAAUGUUUGCAGCUGACUUCAAACCCCGAAAAUGUGCUCAAGGUUUCUCUUUAACAAAAUGUAAACCAAUGCAAGGCUAUAAAUCUUCAGGGUUUGCAUGAUUUGAUUCCAUAUUGAUUACUUAUUCACUCUCAUUACACAUCCCUAGAAGCCUCUGGGCAAAAAUGCAUAAGCUUUUAUGAGAAGCCAAAUUGCCUUGUGUUAUAAAGAAAGCGGCUGCAUUAUGACUCACUCGCUGUUCUGCAGUCUGUGUAGUUUGAAAUGAGAGGUGUCAUUCAUUUGCUUGAAUGCGGUGGUAAACAAGGCUUUUGUCCUUUCAUUUUGUCCUUGACUUUUAUAAUGUUGAAAGCUUUCGAUUCAGCAGCUGGCAACUUAUUGUCUGUGUGUCGACAUAGGAGUUUGUGCCACCCCUGUAGAUUUAGAAAGAGACUGCUGUAGACUUUAAGAUUGCACAUACACUAUUUCUAAAUAGGUGUUAUAAAUGUGUAAUUAAAGGAUAGUUAAGUGUUUUUUUUGCAGGUGGUAACUUUGAAAUGAUACUGCUUCAUUUGUUUAAGUUGCAAUAUAGCCAAAUGCAAUUUUCAAAAAUCUGCAGCUGCAACAUUUUUUUUUAUAAAGGUAAAGGUUUUACAAAAAAGACAUUACACUGACACACUCAUGUUAUGCAUUCCGUUUAUCAUCGCUCAAAGGAUGCCUUGUAUGUUACGCAGUAUGGUACACAAGCCAGUUUGCGCAUCCCUUGCUUCUAUCAGUGUAUCAGUGUUCAUCAAGGUUGUUUUUUGUGAAUGGAAAGGUAUGAAAUCCUACAAGCAGAAACUCUGGACCAGGAACUUCUAUCAACCUUAAAACAAGCUAGUGUGCAUGAUAAAAAUCGUGUGUAGAGUGUUGCAAGCAUAGACUGUAUAUAGAAUGGACGCCGUCUGCCUCCUCGCUGGGUGAGGCCACCGCAAGAACAGCACCCUCUGGUGACAGGUUGCAGUAUAGGUCAUAAAUCCCGCCUCUGCCAGCCAUCCUUGGAUGGACAGCUGUGGACAAACUUAAGAAACUUAUCACACAGAACAUAGUUUUUCCCCCCUGCUUGUGAUGUUGAUAUGUAGUUAUUUGAAGACUGGUUUGUGCUCAAGUCCUCUUUUUUUCAGUACAGCUCCGUUUUAAAAGUUAUUAGGGGGUUCAUGUUUUCUUUGAUUGACACUUGAUACAGCUUAUAGGUGUAUGAAGAUUGCGUAGCUCACCCAGGGGAUACGCUGUUUGAGACGAGUGUCAUCACAGCGUUUCCCCGGGGAAUUGACCGCCGAAUGCGUACAACACUACUACGCAAUGUUGGUUUCAGGAAGUGGAGAAAAAAACGCAGAAUUACCAAGAGCUUUUCGGCUUCAAAUCCAUAUACUGGCAGAAGGCGGAACCAAGUUGUCCAUAGUAAAUACAGACUAUGGUUGCAAGCUGAAGCUUCAGGCAUGUUUAAACUCAGGAUGCUGAGCACUGAAACUGCUGAACUGCUUUAAUUUUGUGAAGGAAAAUGGCACAAAUACUGCAACAAAAUGCUGUCAGUGGACACAGGUCCUUUGCCAUCAGCCCAACACUAGAGAUGUUCUGAAGUGACAAAUUUCCUCCCCGUUUGAACAGCUAAACUAAUUUGACUGAUCCAAACUUGAGUACAUGUCAAUGAACACAUCACAGCUAGAUCCACCUCCCUUUUUGUGAAUUUCUGUAGCAUUUUGAUUCAUUGGUUUGUAAAAAAAAGUGAUUCAGGUAGAAUGAGGACAUUUCAAUUGGCUUUGUCAUUAAAGAGAACGAGAUAAGAAGUUAAAAAUAGACUUUGCUUGAUUGAAACAUCACAAGCCAAACAGGCAGAGAAUGAGUGUCUCAAUGAUUUGUUUGAGGCAGAUAUUGAUCACCGGGGGUUGAGUUCCACCUGAAGCUUGGGGUCAUUGUGUGAGUGUGCGUGUUUGUGUUUCACUUGUAUAGAUCAGUGUGUCUGGGCAGCAGCCUCUGACUCAGUGUUGACUGGGUCCUGGAGUCACAUGGCUACUUGUCAGCAGGCUGGAGGAGGAAACAUAAUCCUGAGGAGGAAGGCUGCCGCUAUCAGUCGCUGCAUGUUGCUCUGAGAGAGAGGCUCACCACUCAGCAGAAGCCGGACCGCACACGCUCUGCCAACGCUCACGCUCCACAUCUCUAACUCCUGUCCCUUUUGUCUCCCUCCCUCUCUCUUUUUUUCUCCCUCUAUUUGUUUUUGUCCUGCACUCUGACCAGACCCGGGUCUCUCUUCAACGGCGGAGUUCACAAUUGCACUACAAUGUCUGUGGCGGCUUCUCUGCUGUAAGCACACGAAGGUAUGGAGAAAAAUUAAUUUCUUUUUGUUUAUAUCGUCCGGUUGUUGUCUUUUCUCAUCGUUAAUUUCCAAGGCUUAGAUCUCGAUUAGGUGCUUCCAGCCCUGAUUGUAGUUAUGUCGAACAAAACUAAAUCAGAUUUUUGACUUGAUUCUUCAUCAGUGUCAAAAUUUCUUCACAUCCCGCUGAUUUGAGGAAAGUAGAGCUGACUCAGGCUAAAACCAUAAUGAUCUGUGACCUAAACUGUAAACAAAUCCUGCGCUGAUCCACAGGUUGCACAGCAGAGAAAGUCCUCUAACAUGCGGUUUUCAACCCACUUCGCAGGAAAAACAAAAAUUCCCACUGUAAUGAAUCUUAAAUUAGAGCCUUUAAAGGACAUGUUUUAAGGAAGUGAUGGCCCUCUAAAACGCUGACCACUCAUAGUUGCUAAAAACAGGCAGAUGUUCUCAUGGGCUUGUCUUCUUUUUCUUCCUAUACCACUCUCGUUUUGACCCAACUCUGGUUAUCUCACAUGAUUUAUUUUGCUUUAAACAGGUGAUAAAAGUGUUGAUUCUGUAAACUAAUGCUCACAGUGUAACAGCAUGUUAUUAUGUUAGAUAAAACAUUAAGGCCACUGAUUCUCUUCACGUCAUUUGCGACUAUCUUAAUCAGUGUUAAAGUGAAAAAAAAGCUGUCUAUUUACAGCCAAACAAAAACAAAUGAAUCAAACUCUGUCUGAUUUUUCUUGGAAAUGCGAUUUUUAAUGAAAUUUUCAACCUCUCCUCUCCUCCCUGUCAUUGUCGUGCAUUUAUGUUGUAAGUACUGGAGGUUUGGACAUUGUGAUCAAGUGUUUAUUCCUGGACAGGAAUUUUGAUCGUCAGUCCGUGCAUUAUCGAACUGUUCUUUAAUUAUGAACCUGGAGACGAGCAUGCAGACUGCGGUCAUCAUACACGCGCCAGGCUGCCGAUUGAAGCCGGGCGCUGGUCUGAGUGUUGUUCAGGGAGAUUACUGGGUUUGUUCUGGGCAGACUUGUACUGCGAGUUUGAGUCCAGAUCAAAACCUCCAUGCUGUUGUUAGACUGUCUCAUUACUUUUCUUUAAUGCCGUUUUGACGAUGAAAGGUCGCGUGAAAGGUCAGAGGGAGAUGCUGGAAAACAAGCUUAUCAUUUGCAGUCAAAGGAUUUUUACUUGGAGUGAUAAACCCUGGCAGCUGCCUCUCAGACAUUUCUUUUUAAAUGGUCAGUUGUCAUUUUGUGUUUAUAUAUUUUUCUUUAGAUUUUAUAGCGCUGUCUGCAUAAAUUCUGGCAUUAUUAGGUAGUUUUUAGGUAGAUCUGCCCAUCUCUUUCUAUCAUUCGUAAUCAGUUUUCAUUUAUUGAGCAUCAGAUCAUGACAAAGGACACCCUAUGAUGGAAGCAGAUUUAGACAUAGUUCUCUUUUCAAUAGUAUUAAUAUCAAUCCACCAUGAGCAAGCUGUAGGCAAAGAAAGCUUCAUUCAACAGGCAGAGACCUCAGGCAGAACCAGACUCAUAGAGUUUAGGCUCAGAAAAUAGAAUUUAAAAAACAAGUUUGAUAAAAUCAAACAUACAGAGCAACAGUAUAACAGACAUACGAGACUGAUGGCUAUUAAUGAUAGAAGCUGCUUUCACAUCCUAAUUCAACAACUUCUGUCGUCAUGCUGUAGUACUCACACACUGAGCUCUGCAGAGAUAUGGCAAUGAUGUCCCAGAGUCAAAGGUGGAAGAUGACUUGCAUGUAAAGUAGUUCCUCGACCUCAACCAAAGGAAAUAUAAACCUUCAUACACCGAUGACUGUAUAACCCGGGUUCAGUAUCUUGCACAAGGACACUUUGAUAGCUGCAUUUGAUAAAACACCUCAAAUUUCUCACAUAUUCAGAGGAAAUUCUCCUGUAAAUCUCAAGCUGAGGUCUGACUUUGAUCGCUGUGUCUGUUAUGUGAGUUAAACUCAUAAAAGGAGAUGUUAGCAGUUUUGUUUGUCACAUGCUCACACACACACAGGCAGUGCAAUAAAAUACUGAUAUACUAUUCCACAAAGCGCAUAAUCAUGGUAAAAAUAUGAGGAUAUGAAGCUCACAUAGCAGUACAGGAAUUAUACACAGGUCAUGCAGCCUAAGUAGAGCUGUCUGGAAGCAGCUGUCCUAUUUUGGACAGUUCACUCAUGCACAAAAAUCCUGAAACCAUCCAGAAGUUACCAAGGUGAACUGCAUGUAUGCACACAAGAGGCUGAGUCUUUCACCCUGACUGCUCUUUGAAUUUCUCAGUAUGAAUUUGGGGGAAAGUAGAGCCCAGCUGGAAACCUUUGGUAAAGGACGUUUAUAUUUUGAAUCAUUCAGCUGGUUCUCUGUCAAGUUUCGCUGCUUGGAUGAAAAGAAAAAUGCGAUAUGAGGCUGUAAACUUAGAGUUGUAUAAGAAUGAAGCAAGCAUAUUUUGGUACUCCAAUAUAAAAUCUUAAUUUAAGAUUUCAUAUAGCAUACCUCUAUUAAGUAUCCCCCGUCAAAUAACACCGCCAGUACAGAACUAUGUAAUAUCACCCCACUACUCUCUUCUUUUGCAUUGUAAGCGUAUAGGGAGCGUGUUUUAAUACUCCCCUACAUGAUCUUUAAUUAAGAUUUUAGAGGCAUAUCUCAGUAGGCUGAUAUCUUCUAUCAGAUAAUGUUUUCAAGAGGAAUAUGACCGUCCAACAGCGUACAGUAUUUUUUUAAUUACUGGAAAUGUGCAGCAUACCAAAGAGACUUUGUGAGGUAUUUUUGUGCUCAGUGGAAGAGAUGAGUCACCACCAUGUCCAAAUCUGAGAUCUUAACAAUGAUGGUAAAAUGUUCUUCAGCUGUCACCUUCCUAUAAUGUCAUGAUGCAAAUGUGAACAUUAGGGUGAUCCUGAGAUAAAGUUCACACUCAUUUUGUUGACGCCCUCAUGGAAGUGGUGUCCAGAUAACAGGAACCGAUAUUCACUUUACUCAGAAUCAUUGAAAUGCAGCUUUCUGGGGCAGAUUACGUAAUAUCAGCUGUUAAGAAAAUCACAUUGAAUAAGAUGAGUUUGAUUAAAGCUUUGGUGUCGAUUUUCAUCAUCAUUAGUCACUUAAAUUUGUGAAAUGUAGUGCUAAUACGAUAAGAUCUGUGAGAAUAACACCGUCAUACUUGUGAUUCAGUUGUUUAUUCUGUUUUCAGUGUGUGCUGCCUCUGUAGGAGGGACACAUGAUGGUGACAGUGACAGCCUGUCACGCUGUGAGAAAUCCAUUUGACUAAUAAUGACAAGAUGACACAAUUUCUAUUAAUCCAGAUGAGCUAGAGUAAAGGCAGAAUGAAGGCAAACAGUGGAUUGUUGAUUUUGUAAAAGAUCUGAUUUUUAUUCACAUUCAGAAGAAUCUCAGUUCCUCCUUACAGUCUAAAGCUUGUUGCCUUCUUCCUGUUUCCAUACUUCCUUCCCCUCAAACAGGCAGUUUUCCUAGAGUCCUGUAUGCACAUUUUAAGACUGUGACUAACUCUAGGAUGGAAAAAGUUAGGAGUGCAGAAAAAUUCCACUCAAAUCCUCUCCAACAAACAGUUUGCAAGUCACUAAACUUCUGGAUGACUCUGGGAAGAAGUGAUGGAGUUGUUCCAGGAGAAAUACAGAGCAUCUCGUCCUCAACUUCCUCCUGCGCUGUCAGCAAUCAGCCUUGUCCUCUCUGUCCUUUGGCUCAUUACCCGAGGGACUGACAGUUAUUUUUAUACAGUACUUGGAGUGAUUGCGCCGGACAGAAAACACUCAGGUAGUCGAGGAGCUUUUUUAAAACAAAAAAUCAGAACAAGCGCAGUUAUUUCCUUCUUCUUCUGAUCACUAUUGUUUUCCGUAUCAUUACAGACGUGCCCUGAGGUAGGUAAGCCGGUUCCCAUGCUUUCCACUCAGUAUCCCAGGGUUCUGUAACUUUAUCCCUGUGUAGCCGGCCCUGCCUUUUCCUCAGCAGGAGGGGUCUAGGUUUACUGAGAAAGUAAUCUUCAAAAACACGCAAGCUGAUUUCAAUUGACUCCUUUAUCGCCAUUACCACACAGAUUGCAACGUCUCAGGCGAGGGAAAGCUGUUAUUGUGAAUAGAACAGCUGCUAGGAUGUAAUUUGGAUUUGGCCUAGUGAUUACCAUCACGGCAGAACAAACAAGGAGCAUUGCCAAAAUGUUGUGGAGCCUGCUCAGCGUCUCUGUUCCAGCUCUCCUUGGCAGGUGAUGUCUUUGUUAAACCCACAUUUUAACACAGCCUCAUAUUGUCCAGCUCCGCCAUAAUGCCACCUUACAUUUAAUCUCCUGUCAUUGAUCGUGUUUAAUGAAAGAUGCUGUAACUGUACCGCUCAGAAAUCUCAUGCUGUCAACAAGGUCAUUGAUAUGAUUGUGCUCGGCCAUCAGGGAGGAUUAUCGUUUCUUUGAUAGCUGCUGUCAGAGGGCCAGAGUGGCUUUGGCAGGACAAGAUUUCUUACUGUGACACAGAAAGAGGAACAAAAAGAGUAACAUUCAUUUGCUUGUAGGAGAGAGAGAAACCACUGUUCUGUUGUAAAUGCUGCCUGUGAGAAAAUUUGACUUAAACUUUAGGAAAGUUUUAGCUAAUGAGAAGGACUGCUGGGGUGCCUUGUCUAACUAACAAGUGUAAAAAUGGGCUUUUAUUGUCGUAGUCAAGUAAUUUAAAUGAGUUAUAUUUUAGUUAUGUUGUAUCAACUAAUUGCUAACUUUUGUAAAUUGAAGUUGGUCUGUAAAAUACAGCCUACUUUCUCUUGAUUCUGUUUAAAAAAAAUUAUGAGUAACUUCUUCCACUUUAGUAAACUAACAUGAUCAAUACUGUUAACCUGUCUCAUAUCUAACCACUGUUACUGACUGGUCAUAACCCUGUAACAACGUUUAUAAACCAUUCAGGCAAAAGAAGUUUACAAGUGUCUGAGUUCACCUGUUGACAAUGUGGCAAACAGCAUGAAGGUUAUUUUUAUGAUCACAAAACUUAAGAUUCAUUAUUAGUAAGAAAGAAGAGAAGAGAAAAGAACCUAGUGAGGAAAACUAGCAAGGAAUGUUAUAAAAUUAAGAAACUGAGUCAAGAGACAUCAACCAAAUUGAAGAAAACAGACACAAAGCAUCCAAAAACCACAGAUGGAGCAAUAAUUUUGCCUUAUUAUGAAUAAAAAUGAUCAGUUUUGUAUGAUUUAUAACACUACAGCAGGGUAAUGUAAGAGUGAUGUGUAGAAAAGUCAAUACUUAGCCAUAUCUGAUUGGUUAAUUGAUAUCUAACAGUCAGAUUCUGGAUUUAAAAUGCUCCCCUUACCUCUUCCUGUCAAGUUUUUGUCAUCAAAAACUUCUACAAAUGCAAAUUAUUUUGCAAGCAGCAAUAACUUCUCUGGUCUUCAUUGUCCAGAGCACUUUUUCAGGAUGUUGUUUCGAUCAGCCUACAAUCAAUAGAGAGGAAAAGUACUUUCUUUGUUAUUAAAAACUCAAAAUAUCAGUUGCUGUUUAUCGCUCAUUUGAGAUUUUGAGACUGUUUCCUCGUCUUCAGCCACUGUCAGUGUUUGUCUCAGUCUCUUUGAGGUUCUUCUUUUUAAAGUGAAACAAACAUUAAGUAUGAAUACAGUAACAGUUAUUUUCCAAGCUAAAAAAAUGAUUUAUCUCCUUCCAGACCGAAUGCUACAUCUCCAUUUAUUGUCCUUGUGUGAUACAUCUCUCCUUAAUCUUGUACCCUGUGUCCUUUCAUAUUUUCUUUUGGAUACUUGUGGUUGAACUGUUUGUCAUACAGGGAUGACUGGAGAUUGACAGUGUGAGGUUUUCUUAGGCUGGUGCCACCACUUAUCAAAGGGUUUUGCACAGUAGCGCUGUGUUAUCAGGCUCUUAUCGGCUUCUAAUGGUUAAUGACCUUCAAUUGGCGUUGGCUGCAUGGCCUGAAAUCAAGAAAGACAGAAAAGAUACAGAGUCAGUGUUUGUACAAAUAUAUCAGCAUAUACUUUAACCAUUGUUGCCAUAACUAUUAUGUCAUUGUUAAGUGUUUCCACUUAGCCAUUAAAGUUCUCCAAGUGUAGGCCAAGUGAUUUAGGGGACUAUAGGUACUUGAGCAGCUUCCAGGAUAUCCUCUGUUACUUCUUAGUUAGGCCACACAUCGCAGGACAGAGGGAAUUAGGGCAGUGGAGCAGGAUUACCUGGGCUGUAGAUAGAUACUGUAAAUAUACUUUUUUUUUUUUCUUUACUGAGUUGGUUUGCAAAAAGUGUCUACCCCUAUAUCUCUCAAAUUUCUCAAACUAUAACUUCUCUUUGUCUUAGCUGUAUUGUGGCUGUUGCACCAGUUGAUUCAAUACUUGAACUCCAGAUUGAAAUAAUUUUAAAUUGGUAAAUUUAUUGAAAUUUCUGAGGAGAUAUACAGGUGCUGGCCAGUAAAUUAGAAUAUCAUCAAAAAGUUGAAUUAUUUCAGUAAUUCCAUUCAAAACGUGAAACUUGUAUACUGUAUACUUUCCUUCCACACAUAGUGAUAUAUUUCAAGUGUUUAUUAAUUUUCAUUUUUAUUAUUACAACUGACAGCUAAUGAAAACACCAAAUUCAGUAUCUCAGAAAAUUAGAAUAUUCUGAAAAGGCUCAAUAUAGAAGACACCUGGUGCCAAACUAAUCAGCUGAUUAACUCAAAACACCUGCAAAGGCCUUUAAAAGGUCCCUCAGUCUUGUUCUGAAGGCUCCACAAUCAUGGGGAAGACUUCUGACUUAACAGUUGUCCAAAAGACGACCAUUGACACCUUGUACAAGGAGGGCAAGACACAAAAGGUGAUUGCUACAGAAGCUGGCUGUUCGCAGAGCUCUGUGUCCAAGCACACUAACAGACAGGCGAAGGGACGGAAAAAAUGUGGUAGAAAAAAGUGUACAAGCUCUAGGGAUAACCGCACCCUGCAGAGAAUUGUGACGACAAACCCAUUCAAAAAUGUGGGGGAGAUCCACAAAGAGUGGACUGCAGCUGGAGUCAGCGCUUCAAGAACCACCACGAAGAGACGCAUGAAAGACAUGGGGUUCAGCUGUCGCAUUCCGUGUGUCAAGCCACUCUUGAACAAGAAACAGCGUAAGAAGCGUCUCGCCUGGGCCAAGGACAAAAAGGACUGGACUGCUGCUGAGUGGUCCAAAGUUAUGUUUUCUGAUGAAAGCAAAUUUUGCAUUUCCUUUGGAAAUCAAGGACCCAGAGUCUGGAGGAAGAGCGGAGAAGCACAGAAUCCACGUUGCAUGAGGUCCAGUGUAAAGUUUCCACCGUCAGUGAUGGUGUGGGGUGCCAUGUCAUCUGCUGGUGUUGGCCCACUCUGUUUCCUGAGGUCCAAGGUCAAUGCAGCCGUCUACCAGGAAGUUUUAGAGCACUUCAUGCUUCCUGCUGCUGAUCAACUUUAUGGAGAUGCAGAUUUCACUUUUCAACAGGACUUGGCACCUGCACACAGUGCCAAAACCACCAGUACCUGGUUCAAGGACCAUGGUAUCCCUGUCCUUGAUUGGCCAGCAAACUCGCCUGACCUUAACCCCAUAGAAAAUCUAUGGGGUAUUGUGAAGCGGAAGAUGCAAUACGCUGGACCCAACAAUGCAGAGGAGCUGAAGACGACUAUCAGAGCGACCUGGGCUCUCAUAACACCUGAGCAGUGCCACAGACUAAUCGAGUCCAUGCCAUGCCGCAUUAAUGCAGUGAUUGAGGCAAAAGGAGCCCCGACUAAGUAUUGAGUGCUAUACAUGGGCAUUCUUUUCAUGUUCAUUCUUUUCAGUUGGCCAACAUUUCAAAAAAAACAUUUUUUUUCAUUGGCCUUUUCAAUAUUCUAAUUUUUUGAGAUACCAAAUUUGGAGUUUUCAUUAGUUGUCACUUAUAAAUAUCAAAAUUAAAAGAAAUAAACAUUGGAAAUACAUCGGUCUGUGUGCAUUGCAUGAAUAUAAUGUACAAGUUUCACUUUUUGAAUGGAAUUACUGAGAUAAAUCAAGUUUUUGAUGGUAUUCUAAUUUACUGGCCAGCACCUGUAGGUCACCUAGAAGAUGAAUACACUCGUGCUUUUAAGCGCAACCAUUACGUCACAUUUUGUCUUGGACAUUUAUUUGGCUAAUGACGAAUUACCUGCAAAAACUAAUGAGACUCCUGCCCGCCUAUCAGGGAUAUUACUGUGGACACAAGAGCAAAAGAAAUCUCUUUUGGGCCAGAGGCUGCAAGGCUGGUUAGCUAUUGUUGAUAGCCAAUCAUACGUCCCCCAGUUAGACCUAAUAGACAUACAAUAGACAUACAUUAGCAGCCAACACUGAACUGUUUGCAUCUUAUGUGAAUAACCCUUUUCUUGCAUUAUCUCACAAUUGAUCAUUUUGACACGAUAGAGACAUUGGUUCAACACAAACUGCAGCCAUCUUGGUUGUUUACGAAAAGCUAAAUCAGCUCUCAAACCCUUUGGUUAUUAGAUAAAUUGCUGUAAUCAGUUUGACCUGAAUCAGCCAUGAGAGAAGUGAGUGUGUAGGAGGGACCGUGCUCUUUAAGACAUGAGCUGGUAGAUUUUUUUUCCGAUCUCAGUCUAACCCCCCCCCCCCCCACCAUGCUUUUAACUUUAAGAUUACUAAUAUCAUGAAAGUGGCAACAUUAAUCCUGCUUGAAAAGUAUCUCCUGCAGAGGCCCUAAAGGUCAAUAUUUUCUGAACAUAACAAACGCAUCAUAGAAUACCAAACACAUCUCACUCUCAUAUCAAUAAUAAAGGAAUAAUGUUUCACUUAACACAAACACAUUUCUCAAAACACAAAAAUAUUUCAAGCAACCCAAAAAUCAUUAAUAUGAUAUUAAAAAAAUAUUUAAAAUUAUGCAGAAAUAUUUCACAAAAAGCAUGACAUGUUCUUCUGCAAUACUUUUGAUUAUUUAUUUAUUUAUUUUUAUUUUUAUUUUAUUUAUUUUUUUUUUUUUUUUGGGGGGGGGAUGUUUGUGCAUCUUUUGAAAAAUGUUUCUUGGUGAGAUUUUUCUUUCUCUUGAUGUUUUGACAUUUUGUGAAAUGUUUUAAUCAUUCCAUGAAAUAUUCUGGUAUCAUGAAAACUUUUUGCACUUUGUAAAUAGAUUUUUGUGUGUGUGUGUGUGUUGAGUUUAAUUUUAUCCUGUGAUUCAUGAGAAAAAUAUUGUAUUAUGUGAAUCUCAGAGUUUUGUUUUUCUUGUGUUCACCAUCUCCUGCUCUGUGUGUGGACUAAUCCCCUGAUCUGUAUCUGUCUCCAGGUUAUGCUGCCCAAAAGCUGUCUGAGUCCCAGUGAGAAAGAGAAGGGCUAAAGCCACACAAUCCACCCCAGCUUUCCGGUUAGCUCUCCAGCAGCGACUUCACUGUGGAGCUAUGAGCAGCCCCAGCGCUCCAAACAAGAUUACAGAUGCUGUGGCAUCAGUUAUUCACAGCGUGAGUACACAUGGCCACACACACAACAGCCUCAGUCUGCCCUGUCAGGUCAGACACGGCCACAUGAUACAACACAUGAGGGCGAGUUUGUGACCCUGGUGACAAACCAGGUGAAAUGGUAUUUUAAGAGAAAGUAGACCCUUUGACCGUGUCAUUCAAAAGACUGUAGAUAUACAGCUACAGACUGGCCUCUAUACUUUAGCUCAUAUUUUGGCGGUGUUGGUGAAGAUUUUUGCUACAUCAGCUUCCUCUGUCCUCCCUGGCAUCAGAGUUUAUGUCUUUUGGACAGUCCUGCUCCCUCCAGAGCCGUGUCUGUACAAAUCUAGACUCAACUCAAAGCCAGUUCCUCAGUAGAGUGUUUCUUACUAUGAAAAUGAAAUGUUCAAAAUAGUUCAGAUGUAAUUUAAAUCUGCACAGAGCUGCUUCUGCUGCAUUUCCCUUUUCAUUAGAGCUCAGAAGAAUGUCAUCAGUUCCACAACAGAGACGUUUCCUUCCUCUUUUCUUUAAUUCAAUGUUCUACCCGUGUUGGAAGCACUAAAAUAAUAUUGGCCCGUAAUGAAAAAUGUAAUUGUACGGCUGCUGGUGGGGUUGAUGUGAUAAACACGGUGCCUAGAGGGCAGCUGGUCAGCAGCCAAAGAAAGCAGCAUUCCUUAACCUAAGAGGUUCUCAACAAGUUCAUCUCAGGAUGAUUAAGAUGCUGCAGCAGAAAAUAUCACCGGCUUUAAAGAAAAAUCCAUAGCUUUAUGAUGUUGUAUAGUGAAAGUUUUCAGCAGUUAGUGAGUUCCAGGGGUGGUGUUAUCCCAGAAAAUUUAAGUUCAUUUACCACAAUGAUUUACCACCUUUUUUAUGUUUGAAUCAAAUUUAUGGACUUCUAUGUUUCCCAGAAUUUCCCUCAAAAGCUUUAAAGUAAAGAAAGAUCACUGUGUCAUAAGUUAGAAGUCAUGUUUACAACACAGGGGAAGCACAAAAUAAGAUUUAGCUCAUCAUAAAGGCAACUUCUAACCAGUUCAGCUUCAUAAUGGCACUCUUGAGAGGUAACUUAUGACUUAAACUUCAUAUAUUCUUGUUCAGUCUGUCUAUAAAACAUGAUAAUUGUGUUUAUCUGGCAGCGGAAGAGUCUAGUUCUUCUUCGCUCCAACAUCAAUGUAGGAAACCCUCGCUUUCGCUUAGCUUUGCAGUUUUUUGUCAGUGUGCGUUCAGCUGCUUCCCUUUCCAGGGUUGCAAAAUUUGCAACCCACACUGACACGUCUGUAUCUACCGACAUGGACUCUGGAAGGCUUUUCCUCGCUGGACAUAAACAACACCAGUUUGAAAUUUAACCCCCACAGUUCAGACUCAGAAUGUAGAAUAUUUCAGGAGGGGACAAACUGUAUAUAUGAAACUCGACUGCUCGCCCACGAAAACAGAGAAGCCGUUCAUUUCAUCAGCUCUCAUAGUUCGUUCCACACUGACUUAGUUCUUGUUUUUAACCCAAAUUUUAAGUAACUAAUCAUGAACAAAUAGUGAUAGUAAGUUGUCGUUGUCAAACCAUAUCACGAAAUUUCCAUUUUCAACUUUCAACCAGCACUCCCAGGCACAAAUAUUGGUCCUAAAAACUUUUUCUUGGUUCAUGUUUUGUCCGAACUUUAAAGACUGAGAUUUGAAAUGAUUCAACUUUGAUCACUUACCCUGAAAUCUGCUUUGUGUAGUACAUACCAAUACAAAUCCCACAUUCAGUACAAGUAUGAGAGCAAUCUUUUUAGAAAAUUAUAAUCAUCAGUGUAACUAAAAGCCGUUAAUAUCUGGGGAGUAAUCUGAUUUUGGCCGCAGACAUUACAAACCCUGUUAUGGCCGACUCUUUCUGCGUCGACAAAAGAGUCUGUUGGCUUUUUUCCUAAGCAGCAAACUCCAGUAUUGGAAAAAUGAAGCCCAGGCAGGAGCGCCAAAAACAGCAGUUCCUCGAAUAUCCAAUUGAGGCUGGUUGUAAUAAUUAAGGAUGUCGUUUAUUUCUCCUUUUAUUAUUUUUUUCGACUCCUCUGUUUUGAAUGUAAGACGGCUGAGAGUUGUGCUUACAUUUGCAUAAUUGGCAGCACUGUCAAUAUGAUCCUGUUGAGCUUUCUAUCACCUCUUUAGAAACCUAUGCCUGAUGUAACUUAGACCACAUCCAUCAUGGUAUACAUCCUCGUCUCAUCCCAUUAAAUUUUGUCUAUAGCUUCAUCUAUAUCUAUGCAAUACAAACUGGAUAUUUCAUACAUAGUUCUUGCAUAUGCUCUAUAUCAAUUUCCCCUCCCGUAUGCACAAAAACCAAGUCAAAUCAAAGGAGGAUAUGAGGCAGAGACCUUUAUCAGAGAUGUUAGUGACUCACUAAAAGAGAGCUUGUUAGAGCCUGUAUGACUGUAUUGCUCUUUAUAGCCAGUAAGACAGUUACCAACAAUUAAACCCACUGAGAUUGUGGACUUUGCUUUAAUGUAGUUUGCCAGCACGUAGUCUGGUGACCAAGAAGCUCCCCGCAGAUAAAAAUGUUUGCUGUAAUGACAGUGUCUUUGCUGUUAUUGGUUGUCCUCUUGGCUCCAACUCCUGCCAGGUUAAUUAUUAUCUCUUUAACAAUGUGCGUUUGUGUACAUGUGCGUACUUGUGUGUGUGCUCAGGGAAGAGUUCAGAUAAUCCUCUCUAGAUUUUUAGGGGUCAACAUUGUGAAACUGAGUAAUGUCAUGGAGAGCUGCCCUGGUCAUGUGACGAGGGCUUGCUGAAAUGGGAAACAGGCUGCCUUCCAUAAAAGCAACGGUCCGUUGUUCUUUUACUUUUGACACUGGACAAGAACAAAGUGUUAUCUAAAUGAUUUUUUAAGCCGCAGCAGCUCUCUCGUGUCUAACUUGAUGGACUACAUUGACUAUCUGAUCUCAUUAAAGGUGAGUUUAUUCAGCUUUAAGGACCUGCAGUAACGUGUUCAAAACGUGGCUUGCUCUCUCUCUCUCUCUCUCUCUUUCUAUUUGUGAUGUCUAGUCUUGGUCUUAUCAUGUCCCGCCAAACAUUAAACAUUACCCUUAUAGUGCAAAUAGAGAUUUUAUUUAGCUCAAAGGUAGCCUCACUUUGUUUUUUUUCUCAAGGUAAAUUUAACCUCGACCUGAACUCUGCAGCUGGUUAAUGGUCACUCAUUUGCUUGUUUUUUUUUUCUGAUGCUUUUUUACUUUGUCAACAGCUCAUUGACUUUUCUCAGCCAUUAGCUAUCCGGGGUAAUAAUUACUACUUAAUGUUAACUCAAUGUGUCACUAGUCACACAAAGUCACCCACCUGGUGUCUGAUGGACUAUAAGAUACUUUCGGCCAGGCGAACGACCGUCCCAUCUGUUAAACUAAAAACUAUCCAGACCAUUGCGUUUAUGUCGCUUAUGUUCCCUCAAUGGAAUUUAGGACACAUUUUUAGAUGUACUUCUUUUCACUUCAUUGUUAAUAAUUACAUUUAUGCCAGACUGAGGUUAGUACUGUUAAACUUAAAGCUUUAGUCAUUAGACUGUUAGCUUAGCCUAGCAAACAGGCUGGAGAGAGGGAAGCACGUGUUUUAGAGAUACUGGUGGGAAGAUUUUGUUAGCUUUGAACAGAGCCAAGUUAAAAAGUUAACCUUUCUUUUUAGUUUUAAUGAUACAUUGAGUUAGACUGUUUCUGGCUAUAUUACAUCCUCUUCAAUGUUGAAAUAUACCUUAUAAACGUUCCAUUGGUCUACUUACCCUUUGCUUGGAAAAAGGAAGCACAUGUUUCUCUUGUUUAUAGGCUAUUUGGUGAUUAGCUUUUGCGGCACUAUCACAUGAGGUUGUUGGCGACCAUUGUAUCCCUCUCUCUGCAAUAGUAUGGAGUAUAUUUAUAUAAAUACAUCUGCAAAUGAAGGCUUAGCCCAGUGUAGAAACUGGAUAGAUAGGUUCUAAGGUAAUGUUACUGGAGAUACUGCUAUAAGUGAUUAUUAGCUUAAGACAAAGCUUAUCUAGUGUCCAAAUUUGGCAAUAAGCUUUGCUAGCCAGCCGCUAGCGUUAGCUCUAUAUUAGCAUAAAAGUGUUAGCAUAUUCAAAAAUGUUUAACUGUUCUUUAAAAAGAUAAAAGAUUUAUCUUGUGUAGGUUAACAGAAAUAAGUUUUACUGAUGUAGAUUGUUUUGUUUUGAAUGUUGUUUUGGAAAUACAUGAUGAAUUGGAUUUCUCUUGAUUUAUUGGUCUUAUCUAGAGACUGUGUAAAACAAGGACACGGUAACCUAACCUUACUCAUCAGUUUCUGAAGAGGCUUCAUGAAGCAUUAGGGCAUUUCAAGUGGGUACUUGAGAAACAGCUUUAUUUUUCCACACCUGAAGCUGUCAUUUGAGUCUUUGUCUUUUAGAUUUUCACAGCCCUCUUUCAGCCGUUUUAACCCCAGUGUUGGGAAACACUUGUCCAGACUAGGACAUGUACUCAAACUUGAUGCCAAGACAUUAUAUAUUGCAGUAGUGAGCAUUGAGAUUAAAGUGCAACCCAUAUCAGUGACUGUCAGUGAGACACUUGCUGCCUGGAAAUAAGCCACCAUACCUCAGAUAGAGGGAUGAGUGCAGUUCAGUUCACACCUCCUACCUAUCAUGCUUUAUGACUUUUUUCAUCCUCGCUCACUUCCUGUGAACUCAGUCUGGAAGUCACCUUAGAAAAACCCCACCCCAUCUGAGUCAGUGUUUGUCGGGACAUGUUAAACUGAUAGAAAGCAGUAAAAAACACUGUCCAGGGCAAAUGUUAUAUUUUGUCUGGCUACUGAAAACACUGUUCAUGAUAGGGAAUGAUGAACCUGACUGAACCUGAUGAACCUGAACCUGACUGCUCAGAUCCCAAUAUAAUCAGAGGCUUUUACCAGACGAGAGGUAAAGACGAAGAAUCAGAGAUGUAUUUCUUAUUCUCAGACCAAAGGAAGAUUUCUUGAUAAAUUACGGAUACAGCACAUCAUGUUUACUCUUUCAUUUCAAGUGCUAAAAACAUGUAAUUUAAUUCAUGAUGUAACAGGAAAGUUGAGAAAACAUGAUGCAUAUUACACCAUUUGCAGUUUUCAUCAGACCCAAGCGGUGACAACCAGGGAUGGAUCUAAAUGCAAGGGGUUUGAGUGUAGAUGAGGAAGAGGUUAAAUCAAUAUUAUUCCUUUGUGUGUUUGUGAGCUCAUACUUCAUGUCACUACGGUUAGUGCCCAGUUAAAAAGAGUCUGGAUCUGCCCCUAUGCUUCCACAGAACAGUGAUACCUCAGAGUAUAUAGUCCAGUUGGGUCACCUUGCAUAUUCGUGUUAAGAUACAUAGGAAUGCAGUGACUCAUCAGCCACUGGUAUGACAUGAUCAGUAACAUCAACAGCCUACAGUAUCUCCCCCUUUUCCCCUCCAAGUGCUGACUGUGUGGGAUUUGAGCCUACCUCACGACACAGAUAAUCUCUUCUGCUGCCUCCACACACUGUUGAGUGUCAGCUUUAUUGCAUAACUCAGACACUGCACAUGCAAAGCACACUACUCUAAAACCUUCUGCACUGUGCUGCCUCACUUGGAUAAACUAUUACUUUCUAGUACUCAUACAAAACUACAUAUCCACGCACUCUAGACAGAAAUUUUACUCUAAAAUAUCGACUGGGUUGUUUGGUACAACCAUUCACGUGUCUCCUAGGAGGUAUUGUAACAACUUUGAUGUUCUGAGGUGCAUUUUCCAUGUUGAUCUAAACUCCUACAAAUGGACUAAUCUAGGGGUGAGAAUUCACUUGGAGAACCCUGUUUAUUCAACAUUGCUAUUGUUGAGUCUGCAGGUAAACAUGGUCAAAUGGUUGGGACUGAUGCCAGUAAAGCAAGCACAACCAGCCAUAGGUCCUCCUUACAGGCUGACCUCUAUGUGCCAGUUAUGCAUUGCUCCUGUUUAGUGUUUAUGUGUACAUACAGUACGAUCUCUACUGUGCCCCAUCUAGCUACAAAAUGCCACCUGCUAUCUGUUCUCGUUUACAUCCAAGUGGUAGAGAAUCAUAGAAUUACAUAGUAGCUAGUGGGGAACAGCUUGGGAACACUAACUUGCAUCUCGCUUUUGUUCUUUUUUUUAUCAGGAAAAACUUGUUCUUUUAUUUGAUCAAUGUCCAGUUACCAGCAAACAAGAGUAUUGUUGAUCCUAGAUGGCGGGUUAGUCGGUGGAGAUCUGAUUAGAGCAUCGUGAGUCUUUGAUGAGCUUUGGCAGAGAGUCAUUGCCAGCUUGUAAGACUUUAAUAGAGGUGUUUAGGGCUACAGUUACAAUACCAUGGUGGAUGCCAGUGGGCCCAUUGCCACUUGCCUGUUCCAAAUAUUGAACAGAUAUUAAGCUUGUUUUGCUAUGAGUGAAGCGUCUCUCUAUGUCUAAAAAAUAUUACUCUCUAACUUUUCCUCAUUGUCUUAUUAGUUUUUUUUUUUUUUUUACUUUGCUUCCCUUAGGCUUGUUUUUGCACAUGGCUUCAGUUGUGGAAAAUUCUCUCACCUCCUUGAGAAUCCCUCACACAUCUCUCCCACCUCUGGGGAUUGGCUGUGAAACCGUGAUAUGAAUGAGAGCUCUGUAAAAAUAAACCACAGGAUAGUGUAGCAGCUCACAUCUGGAUGGGAUUGUUUUCUCCAGCAUUUCGGAUCAGUCAUCUUAUUAAAUUUGGAAGUAUUGACAUAGCUGUGGGGAGGCUCUUAUCUUUAAUUUUAGAUGUGUUUUGAUUAAAGUAGCAAAGUUUGUGUUUGAAAGAGACUUUGUAAAAAAUUUUUCAUUAAGACCCAUCAACUACUAAAAUGUGUCCUGCUACUACGCUUGUUCCUGGUCGCCUAAAGUGCUGAAUUGUAUUUUACAGUUUGUUCUCAGGUUUGUUCACCGCUUUUCUGUUGUUUUUCUGUCAGUAAAAACCCAUAUGAUGAAUUGAACCUUAGGUCAAUAUUGAAAGUUAGUUCAGCAGACUUUCACUCUUCGUGUUCGUAGGUUUCAGCUCUUCCACAGUUCAGCGCAGGGUUUUGGUUUCUGUCACCUGUGUGAGGCAUUUAAGGACAAAACAGAGUUAAACUCUCCAUGGCUGCUCGGAUCAUGGGAAUCAGUUUUUCUCACUGUCUCUGGACAUGCUUUGAUACAUGAACAUGUGUCCAGCUAUAAAUAUGUGGAUGAACUCCUAAACUUCCUGUUCACAUCUUCUCGCCUUGAUUGGAUUGUUUAAAGCGGGACAAGCGCUUGUUAACGUCCUGCAUGCAAACAGCAACUAGUUAGCAUGUGUUAGGGUCAUUUAAGUUUAUAAAAGCAUUUGUCUGAUGCUAUAAUUUAGUUUUUUAAUAUAGUUUGUUGAACUUCUGAAAACAAAUGUACAGUGCUGGAAAAGGACUUCUUCAAAGUAAUGUUAGCAAAACAACUAUGCAAAAUUAGAAGUAUUAUCAGCUGAGGAAAUAACAGAAACAGUUACUGGACGCUUCAGCGGAUGUAUAAUUACAUACAGUAUGUUGAAUUUGUAUGCCUUGUUUCCACUUAGGUAUGUGACUUGUGAUCAUAGGCGUGUAAAUAAAUGGAUACACAUGUUUGCAGAUGGAUGGAGUACUGACCGAAACCAGCUGUAACCAUGGGAGAGAAACUGACAUUGUCUUGUUUUCAUGCAGUAACUUAUGAAUCUGAACAUGGAAGCUGUAUUUUGUAACAAUCUGACAAAGACAAUCUGACUGUCUAAGACUCUAUACUAGCAGAAAAAUAGUACUUAAACUCACAACGUGUUAAACCGACAGCCCCAACUCAAAAACAGUGUGGACUCUAUGUCAAAAACUGGCUAAAUCAGAUUUUGAUGGUUCACAGCUCAUUUUUUAUUGUACAUGUGUUAAACAUUAAUUUUUUUUAUUGCAUUUCCCACAAAAAAAAAAAACUUAAUUUGGAGAACAUCUUCUAGCCAACUGUUUUAAUUUUAGGUUUGGGAACAAAAAGGCUCUCGAGAGACGCUGAUCACCACUUUGUGAGAGGCUGCAUUUUGUCACCCUAUUAAAAUAAUUUUUUGAAGAGAAUGAGUUUUUGGCCUUAAUCAUCUUUUUAUCAUCUCAAGAGAUGAUUUAGGCCAAAAACUAAUUUUUGUCAAAAAAUUACUAAUAGGGUGACGAUUUGCAAAAUGUUCAACAAUUUUAGAAUAAUGUUCCUUAGCGUAAAAUUGUAUUUCCAAUUAAAAUAUCCUUUAUUUUUAAUCAAGUAUAGAGUUUUUCAUUUUUUGAAAAUGAGGAUGCCUGUUGGUUCCUAACUAGGAGAGGUAACACACAUUUUAAACACAAAUCAACUUGGAGCACUUUAAAUAGGCACAAAAAAGUCAAAGGUAGAUAAAAUACAUCAAUUGUGAAAUAUAGAACUGGAAUAAAUAAGAAACGUUUGCACACAUAGAGUGGAGAAUGCAGGGUUAUUGAAGUCCAACAGAGAAAAUAAAAGUGUGGCGGGUACAUAAACUCAUCAACCUUUGGUUUCAGCACCUAAAACAUAAACAUCACAAGGCACCACUGCGGUGUAUUGUUUUUUAUAAUAAGGGUCACAUGACAAACAAGGUUGGAAAUCUUUAACAGUGCAUUGAAGUAACUAACUCAAUUUUUCUCUCUGCAAAAUGUUAAUCUGAAGAUGUACUUGUAGUUCUUACUAUGAUGUGAAUGCUGUCAAUAGAAAAUACUACUAAAACUUAAAAUUUGGUGAUGUUUUGAAAGAUGGAAAUAGUCACAUAUAACUCUACUUCAGCGCUUAAAUAAAAAUACGACUAAGUGCUUUAAAUAUUCUGUGAGUUCGUUUUUUCCAGCUGUAAGGUUUUUCUGUGUCGAUUUGCGCAGUUUGUGGUGUGAUCAGUCCUCUGACUAAGCAGAAUCUGCAGGUGGGAUCUGAGUUAUCAUACUCUACAUCAUCACAUGUUUUCUUUUACUCCCUGCAGCACGGGAGAAAACUCAAUUUAUGUAACGACACGUCGUGUGUCCUGAGAACCGUUUAUGUGAGAAUCUGAUGGCAUGUGGCCUCCAAGUUUUACCGCAGCAAGGGGCCACUGCAGGGUCUGACUACCUGUGCAGUAGUCAUGGAAACAUUUACACUCCUUCAGGGCAGCUAAAGCACAAUCCUGUAAGUCGGAGUAGAUCCACUUGCUAGUUGCGCCGGCCAAUCCUUAUCACAACAUCCCUCCAGCAGAGUGGGGCACAGCAGGAUGCAGGAUCCUGCUGCAAAAAAACAGAUCUCCUAUCGCUCACAUGAUCCCUGUCACACCAGAGUGUGGACAAAGAGUAACUGAUCAAUGCACAUGGCGAUUGUUCCCAAUUUGAGGCUCCUUGUCAGGAAGGUAUGCAUGAGAGGGCUUGUCAUGUGAUGUCCCGUCUGGGCUGUAUUUGCAGAACGAGGACUCCCUCUAGUGUUAGUUUGAGUCAAAGGGUCUUAAAUUCAUACUCAAGACUUCUGAUCAGCAGGUUUGGACAUGUAGCAGGGUCACACAAGAAAAAAGGACACUAAGAAAUAGUCCCAGGAGACAAAAAUAACCACAACUUUUUAAGGCACAACAUUUUCCCGCCCGUUAGAUUUGUUCUUGUAUUUUUAUCACUUUUGCACAUUUUUAAUGUCUUUUUUUUCCACAUUUCAGCCAGAGGUUCCUGCUGCUUCAUCACACGGGACUCCUCGCCGUGACGAUGAGGACGAUGGGGACCUGAACAAAGCUUUAGGUGUCCAGCGCUUCCAGCAGAUCCUAAGCCCUGCUUCUGUCAUCCCUGAUGAACAGCACUACAACUACCAUGAGGAGGACAUUGAAUGUAAGAAGCUCAACUAUCCUAGUCAUACAGUAGAAUCCAAAAUUCCUUAAACCAUAGAGUUCGUUAGCUUGCACUUCUGUAUGAAAAUGUAUGUUUCUGCUGUAUCUGUUCCUCAGACCGCCGUCACUCCUCUCACCACAUCCACCGCCCUCUAUCCAAACUGCCCCCUGAAGGACGCAGGAAGAGGAGCAACAAGAAACGGAGGAAGGAGAAAGAUCACAAAAGCAGCCAAGUUCCCGGCAGCGGCCCUAUCGAGGAGGGAGAGGAUGAGGAGGAGGAGGAGGAUGAGGUGACGGAGACGACGUCUGUUCCCUCUGAGUCAGAGAAAUCCAAAGAUGUGGAGGUAAUCGUUUGACAUGGUGAACUUUAGACAGCGUGGAGAAGCAAUAACAGGGACUGAGUCAUAAAUUGUUCUUUCUUCCAAUCUCCUGGAUCUGAAUCAAACUUUGGAUUAUUCCAGAGUUUAAAAAAAGCCUCACAAGAGUACACAAAGUUUGCACUUCACUCUCUAGUUUCAAAAGCAGGAAUCAUUAAGUGUUUGAAGUGAAGUAUUUAUGUUUUUAUGAUUGAAAAGACUUAUUAAUGAUUAAGUAAAGGGGUCACAGUCACUGUUUGAGUCUGCCAUGAGUUGCACAGAGAUGUGGUUUCUCACCCUUAUCGUAAUGGUUUUAAAUCAACCUGCUCACUCCUGUUGUCACAUUACCAUAUUUUCCUCUAUGAAUUUUUCAUUAUCGUCUUAAUCAUUCAUCAGAGGGUUUCAUGGUUGGCUGUUAUCCUGCCUCACUUUACAAGACGGAAUAUAAUCUAAUAAUAACGCCAGUGAACACUUUUUAAAUCUACAGAGCUUGUAGAAUAAGACGGCAAAAAUCUUUUUGUUUUAAUUUGAACUUUUUUUUCUCUUGUUUUAACUGUGGCCUCAUUUUAGCUUUUAACCAAUCUUGAUUGUCAGCAGAUUGAAAAUAAUUUAUUUUUUGUAAAGGAGGACACAAACCUCAACAGAGCAAUCAUAUUGUGCUUGUUGAGAGUGAUUGUAUUGGAUCAGUAGGUGGAGCAGACUCUCGAUAUACUGAGGCUGCAGCUCUUGUUGUGCUCAAAGUUUUGAUUCCUGAUCCCUUCAGUAUUUGAUGCAUGUCAUUCACCACUCUCACUCUCAAGCUAAUUUAUCAUAUUAAGAUGAAAAAGUACAAAAAUUAAUAGAAAAAAGUGAAGGUAUUUCGGAUGAAUUCAAGAAGAGAGAUUUGUGCUUGCUCAUCAGAAAUAGUUUCAGUUUCCCAUUGUGUAUAAUGAAACUUUUAUGCCAGUAUAGGAAAGUAUUAUACAGCUUUUUAAGAUUAAGGCUUGUGCCCAAAUAUGUGUUUUUAUUAAUUUACAGUAAAUGUUUUUAUAUAGACCCAUCUGCACUCACAAAGCUGAUUUAAGGCAAAUAAUAUCUGCAGACAUGGUAAAUAUCCCUGUCAGUGUAGCUGCUGUCUCCCUGUAUAUUUUGUGCAUUAAAAAUCCAUCAUAAAUAUUUUAUCUGCUUAAAUGCACAAAAGUUUUUAGUGUGAAUGGAAAAAAGGGCUUUAUUUUGAAAUUAUUGCACUUAAUUACAUGCAAAAAAAAAUUGGAAACAAUUUGACACCAGCUCUAUGCGGCCAGUCUGCUCUCUUAUUAUCAGGACAGGCCUUGGCCACUGAAAAAGUGAUAUUAGUCAAUCAUCCGUAUGUUGUAAACAUAUCAAUCUUUAACUUUUUUCUUAACCUGGUAUUAAAGGUUCUCUGUUUGAUUUUCUGGUUCAUCAGCUGUCUUUAAAAAUACAGAAACUCUGUGACACUCUGUCUUCUCUCCACAGUUCUUUCUCUCAGACGACGACCAUGUGGCCAAACGUGGCAAAGACAGCCCUCACUCGGCCCGUGAGCUGGACAUCGUUCCUCACUCUGCAGAGGGGGCCGAUCCCGAAGAUGCCACUUCCUCUGAGUGAGUCAGGUUAAGUUCUCCUCAGACCGAAAACAAACCAGUAAAAGGGGCGUGAGGGACGUGUAAUCAUGCUUUACCUGCUGUGAUGAUUGCAUAAUGUGUGUCAGGCACAUGCUCAAUUGGCCAGCGAGGCACACACUGUACGUUACCAUGUCUCAGGCAUCCAGACGGCCUGCUGGGCCCGAUCUGAUGGACCUGAAUAAUCCACUCCUCAGAGACCCAUUCAUCACCUGUCGCUAUAGACGACACAGCACACCUCAGCAGCCCCGGGCUCCCUCUAUGACAUUUACUUUUCCUCUUCAUGAGGCUCUAAUCUGGGCUGGGAUAGAGCUGUGGAUACACCUUGAGCUUGUUUUCAGUCGAGGCAAGGGAAAUGAAGUAACAGUGGAUAUAUUUAACAAAAGGGAAAUCACUGAGGGUUUAAGUUUUUCACUGUCGUGUCAAUCUGUGGACUGCUGACAUUUAAAAAGGGUAAGUUCAAUAUAUCCAUUUCAACAAGGUGUUUUCGUAUUCCUCUUAGCUGUGCACCUUUUCUCACUAAAUGAGCACACUUUUCAUUUGUUUUAGGGAGUUAAAAAUUGAGUUUAUCGCUCUAGGUUUAGAUUUCCGAUUGCACUUUAUUCUGAUUUAGGGGGUCUCAUAAACUGAUCAACUCAAAAUUGAUCACAUGUAUCAACUGUGGAGUGUAAAAGUAGAGCUUUUGAAGUGAAGUGGAGUUGUUAAAAGUCUUGUUCCCACUCUCACAUCCAAAAUGUUUUCCUGAGGUGAAAACAUUUGAUCAGCUAAAGACAUCAAAUCAAAACUAUUUCUGAGCUAUAUUUUGUUUUUCCCUUUCUGCUUUUAUCUAGUGUACCAACCUCACCUGAAGUUUCCAGUCCAGGUCCCCACUUAGCUCCACCUGAACACAUACCGCUGACCCGGGUGUCCUCUGCCAGCCGCAGCUACGACCUGCAGGAGCGCCGGCGCACAGGCAACAUGACGGGUACCGAGCAGGCCAAGUACCAGCGGAUCCCCACAGAUGAGAGCGAGGCUCAGACGCUGGCCUCUGCCGACCUGGAUGGCAUCAAGAGUGAGUACAGAGGAGAGGAUAUUUUUUAUCUAAGAUUAUUUUAUUUUAACAAUGACCGACUUGAAUGAGUAAGAAGUCAUUUGUGUGUUUGGUGUCAAGAUAAUGGGACAUCUUAGCCCCUUUCAGCUCCUUGUUUUGUGUCAGAGUUUGCAAAGUAGCUCGUCUGGGUCACCUGAAAUGACUCUAACAAUAACUUUAUGUUGUGCGUUUAGCUGCAAAGAAGACGAGUAUUAACUCCAAAAUGGUGGAAACCAAAAACAGUGCUAAAACAGUGAGUGUUGAACUUAUAUUCAUAGGAUGGCAUGAUGGCAAGAUGGCACAAAACAUGGCACCAAUUACAUGAUGAUGAUCCUGUUUUUUAUUUCCAUGACAUAUAAACACGACUAACAUUACUCCUUAUGUGUUUUAAAAGGCUCCUUCUAUGUUAAAAACUUAGAUUAUUCACUAAUUUAAACAAAUUUAUGAGGAUUAUAUUCCAUGGCCAUCAAAAAUCACACACUGGACCUUUAAAGCACACAUCGCAGGUCUUGGGUAAUUUAAGUUUUUUUUGUGCAGUAGGCAUCUCAGUGGAAAACAUCUUCAAAACUUCACCAGUUGUGGCUUUCUGAUUGUGUUUUUGUCUAUUUGUCGCUCACUUAUUUUGCUUAAUUAUCACCAGUUAGGCUUCAGCAGUAAUGAAAUUUUGGAUUUGUUGAUGCUCACAUUCCUCCAGAAACAUCAGAGUAAGGGCGCAGGGGCCGCCUCUAGUACCUUCUACAUUGUGUUCAGCUCCCCGCUGCCAACUGACGCUGCUGGCCCCCCCGGCCCAGCUUGGGGUUGUGUCCGAGGCCGAGGAGAUUUACGUCAGGGAUCCGACCCCUCAGCAGAGAGCAGCAGCUUAUCAGAGAGUGUGCUGGACAGGCUCGCAUUAUUAAAUUAGCCGAUCCUGCUGUCAGCUGAGGCCCCUGGACUCGGGCCCAAGCCAACAUGGUGGCUAAUUGUGAAACCUGGACCUUAGUUGAGGACCUUUAAUCAUUAGUGGGCUGAAACAAGGGGAAAAGUUGAGUGGACUUGAAGGUUAAAACAAAGUAGUAGAAGGAUGUAUGGGCGGAAACCAUCCAGAUCUGUGGUCAUUAAAGGGCUUAGAGACACAAAGCCAAGCCCCCCUCAACAUGCUCAUCAUCACGUAUCCUCUGCAUCGUCUUUUAUCUUCUCUCUGCCUCCAUAAAUCAUCCUGGGAAAGUGUCUCCAUCUCUGGCCGCCGCUCAACAACAGGAAUUAUUAGAUCAUUGUCCCUCCCCUUUUGUCUGACCCCGAGCAAAUUUACACCUCUGCUCACUGAUGCAUUCUGAAAAGUUUCAGCCACAGCGAGGUCAGGCGCUGGUCAAGAAGUGGCAACUUUUUCCGAUAUGUCAAAACGCACACACGUCGCACGUUGCAGUUUUACGAGCACGUAGUCAGACAGCUGUGCCAGCGCUUACCCUACGCCCACCACAAAUCCAUGUCGUCCUUCAAAAGCAGUGUGCCAGUCAGGCCUGGUUUGACUCCAGGGGCUGACCAAUACUUAACUCAGACAUCAUGGAGAGACUGGAUACCAGACCCUCCUAGAGAAAGACGUAGAUUUUACGAGUUAUGGUAGAUUAAACAGAAGAGUAGUAGGAGUUUUGGGCAAAAAAAGAUGCAGUUUUUAACUUGAGACUGCUGUUUUGAUUUUAAAUAAUGAGCUAAAACAUUGAUGAAGAAUUAUAAAAACUUCACUGUUUGUUUCGUUGGAUUCUCAGGCUCUGUUGAAGGUAAGACAGCUGGUAUUCUUGAGCCAAAUGUUGCUUAUUUCACAGAUUUUCUCAUACAUUUUCUAUUUUAAGAGGGAUAUUUCAGGUGUGCAUCGUGGUUCCUAAGGUUUUCUUGAUUCUUCGAGCUCAAUCAGACUGUUUUUUUCCUCUGUUGGUCAGUUUUAAGCUCAUCUUCGACAUUGAUUUUUACUCAGUGUGUCAUUACUCUGCCAUCUGCGUAUCUCUCCACAAUCGUUUCAAUACGUGUUGUUCUGCCAGCCUGAGUAACUCUACUCCCUGAUGAGGGACCAGAGAGACAAAAGCUCUCCGGCCGGGCAUUCUGUGACUUGGUGGUUUGAGAUUUGAACUUGUGCUGCAAGGUCAACACAUUCAUGAAUAAUCCUGCAGACUGUAAAGUUUUACAGCUGCUGAUCUUUGGAGGAAUUCACUCCUCAGUUUUUCCAUGUCAACUCAGUUGUCUUAUCUCUCCUCUCUUCUCCACCAGGUCACCGUUUUGAAGAUGUCCCCGGCGUGCGCAGACACCUGGUCAGAAAGAGCACCAAAGGACAGAUGGUGCACAUCGGGAAGGACCACAAAGAGCCGACCACUCGCAGUCGUAAGCAGGACCGGACCCCACAUGAGGUGAGACUCUACAGGACCUGUUGGUCAACACAGACACUGGGAGUACAUCAGCUCAUGCUAUGUCGAGUUCGUACUCUGUUUUCUCAUCAGGAGUAAUCAUCUUCAUGUGUUGUGUUUGCAGUUCUUAUGAGUUAUUAAAACUAGGAAAAUCAAUAUUUCCAGGUGUUGUUAAUACCUCAAAAAUGCAGGUUUUAUACUUUUAAUAGACCACCAACCAUGUUGUAAAAUAAGGGAUAUAUCAGGUAAGGUUGAACUUGUACAUCUUUUCAAAAAUUAAUUUUUUCCUAUCCAGAUCCAAAAAAAUCCAAAAAAAGGCAAAAGUUAAAAAAGUUUCCACCUAUCUACUUUUCUGGUGUCAAUGAAAAGUAAAAUUCUUAAACGGAUAUAGAACAUGCCAAUGUAUGAAAUAUUAGUCUCAAUAUUUAUGUUUGAAAAAAGUGGAUGAGGACUAAAUCUAAGGGCGGUCUUGAGAAAGAGAAACUCUGCUGUAUCUACGGCACAGGAUUAGGAAGGUUGAGAUUUGAAAAUUAAGUCGUAAUGUUUUAGGAAUUAAGUUGUAGAAGAAAAAGACAUGCAAAUUGACAGAAGUUUAAAAUCAAAUAAAAUGAAGGUUGAUUUAACAGCUUAAAAUCUGCUCUUUUAAUCUCACUUUUUUCUUCCCCAUGUUGGCUCUUAAACUCUGUCCUAAAUAUUUUACUUUUUAUUUCAGAGUUAGCUUUUUUCCUGUGAAACUGUCUUUAAAACAAAGCAAAUCCUGGGAAAUGUUUCCUCCUCUCUCUUCCUCUCAAAUGUUGCGCUGCUCUGUCUCUUUUGUGGACGGGAGCUGGAGGGAAGGAGACAAUUAAAAAUGAAUGAAUGAGUUCUUUCCUUUCACACGGAGAGGAAAAAAGGAGGAGAGGAGCGUAGGUAACCGGACACUGGGAGCUCCUGAGAGAGGGAGAGCUAUGUUUUAUUAACACACACACACAUUCUCAUACACAGCUCUAAGCCCCCCUCCCACCCAGCAGCCCCAGUAAACAACAGGUCCCUAUCAGGUGUGUGUGUGUGUGACGACUUACCUGUGUGUGUAAAAGCGAGGGUCCAGUCAUUAGUGAGGCUGUAUUAGUGUUUGAGUCCUCUCCUGCACUGUCUCGCUCCUCCAGCGGUUGCCGGUGGUUGUGUACCGCUCUGCCUCGCGGCUCGAAGGCUUCCUGUUGAACAUGGACGUGGGUCGGAUGGCUCGGUACCAGAAGGUGAGGCUGGGUUUGACCGGCCAGAGUCAGGUUUGACCCGUGUGAGCGUGACUUCCCAGGCAUGCCGCAGGGGUUGUUUGGCACAGGCGACGAAAAAAAGCGACGUUUUCCAGCCUGUUUUUUUCAUCUUCAUUUUACAGGACACUCAGACUGACCAGCAUGGUGUUCAGUUAAUAACUUCUUAACAGAUACUUGAUGCCAGGAGGGCUGAGAGAGGCAGAUUUCGCUCCUUCUUUUCACUCCUCCUCAGCUGUGUUUGUGUGUUUCUUGAAUUCUGGCGACACAGAAAGAUCUUGUAUUUGUGUGCUGAGUGGAUUAAAUUAAAAACUCUGAUUUCUGAUGAGCAUGAAGUCUGUUUUCAGAUGUUGGCGUGCAGAACACUUCACUACAGUCUAAACUACUUAACCAAUAAAGUAAUAUAAUAAACUGCUCAUAAAAAGUGCAUUGACAGCAAAAGAUAUUUGGCACGUGCUGAAAGUGCAUGUUGUUGUGUAAAUAAAACAGAAUUUCUUGCCCGUAUCUCACUAAAACCCGCACACGUCCCCGUUUAAAUUUAUUCACAGGUUUUUGUGGAGCUGAAUGAGCUGACGAUGGAUAAAAACCAGGAGCUGCAGUGGAAGGAGACGGCUCGAUGGAUCAAGUUUGAGGAGGACGUGGAGGAAGAGACUGACCGUUGGGGGAAACCUCACGUAGCUUCGCUGUCUUUCCGCAGUUUGCUGGAGCUCCGUAAAACCAUCUCUCACGGUAAAUUAGAAUUAAGUGUGGUCACUUGAAAACCAUCCAGUGAAUGAAUCUGUUCAGAGAGGGUGAUUUUUUUUCCUUUCCCUCAUUUGUGUGUGUCUACAGGGGCUGUGCUGCUGGACCUGGACCAGAAGACCCUGCCUGGCAUUGCCCACCAGGUGGUGGAACAGAUGAUCAUUUCUGAUCAGAUCAAAGCCGAGGACAGAGCCAACGUCCUGAGGGCCCUGCUGCUGAAACACAGGUGACUUUAAGGAUCAGACGGUAGCAACAAGCACUGAUGGGUCUUAUUGAAUAUAUAGAGGCAGGUCCGGCUUUGCUGGUAGUCGUACUUUGGUAAAACUUGGCCUUGCUGGAUAAUUCAAGCAAAAAUAUCAAACUUUAAAGUUUGCUUCCAGUAUCCUUAAACAAACGCAUUUUAAAUUUUUUGUCCAAUCAUUUUAGCAGUUUCACUCGAGGUUUUUAGGUGUAGAAGAGCUUUGUUGAAAGGAUGCUGAGGUAAAAAAUGCAGUUCCCCAAGUGUCCACAAGAGGCCGGCUGCUUUUUUUCCUUAGUAACUUAUUUUUAUGAAUACAAAACAUUUCAACAUCACAUUUGAUUCAAUUAUAUCAAGAGCAAGACUUUUAUAAAUGUGUCCCUGGACCACAUCUCUAGGACCCGUGUGCUGUUGUGACAGUCAAAGUUUGGAUUAGGGUUUUACAGUAAAAACUGCCAUAUCAGAUACUUUCAUGUGGUUCUUGGCGAUCCAGUGCAGUAGGUGGUACUUUGGGAGCAACAAAGGUCUUAGAAUUGCAGUCCUGAAUCUGCACGCUUCAGGAUCUGCAGACACAUGCAACCAAAGAUAGAAGUGCAGCUCGGUCAAGUCCACUUUAGCUCCCCCUCUUUACCUGUUGAGCUUAACCAAAAGUAGUCAAAGUUGUUCUGAAAACCAGAUCAAAACAUGUUGUGGCAGGUUUGUUUGUAUUUUACUGUUUUAUUUUUGCAUAAUCUCAUGUUCUUUAUGCUCUUAAUGUUCUGUUUUAGUCUGUAAACUACUUUGCUUCAUGUAUGAAUGGUGCAUUACAGAUAAGCUCCUCUUCCUUUGCUUUAACUUCAGUGUCACAUGUGUGUACUUUGACUAAAAAAGCUAAUACUAGUUAAAAGUGUUGAUUGCUGGCAGUAAUCUCUGUAAGAAGAUGAGCAGUGUUCAAACUGACUCUUUCCUCGCCGCUGUGCGCCUGCUACUAUUAGAUGGCUUCCAUCCUGGUCGCUGCCUCUUUUCCUCCACCUCCACCUCACCCUCUCUUUCCCUACCUCCCAUAGUCACCCGAGUGAUGAGAAGGAGCACAGUAGCCCUUUCCCCAGGAACAUCUCUGCAGCCAGCCUGGGCAGUCUGAUAACACACAACCACAGCGCCAAUCACAGCCAUCAGACCGAACCGUCGGUGACCGACCCGCUCAUGGGAACCAUCCACGCAGCGGGGGAAAUGGACACACGCAUCGACAUGGAGAAGAACGAGGUGCAGGUGAGUUGAGAGCUGGACUGUUUGAAAUAUCCUGGACACCUCCAUCUUUAAUACCCUGAUUUUGAUUUCGUUGCUCUCCGUUUGCAGCAGAAGGAGCCGCCUGUCCCACACGGCAUGCAUCGGUCCAAAUCUAAACAUGAGCUGAAACUGCUGGAGAAGAUUCCAGAAGAUGCUCAGGCUACUGUUGUCCUCGUGGGUGAGUAAAGAUUAAAAUAAAACCCCACAUUAAUUUCUGUUUGGUGCUUUCUGUUUGUUAAAUGUUCAAUUCUGUUGUCCUCCAGGCAGUGUGGACUUUCUGGAGCAGCCCACCAUGGCGUUUGUGCGGCUGCAGGAGGCAGUGGAGCUGGAGUCCGUCCUGGAGGUGCCCGUGCCGGUCAAGUUCCUCUUCGUGCUGCUGGGACCCCCCACCACAAGCAUGGACUACCACCAGAUAGGACGAUCCAUCUCUACGCUCAUGUCUGACAAGGUGAGGAAGGGGCUAGAUGAGUAUUUGUCUGUCUUAUUUUUAACCGUCUAUGUUCAUUGACUGUUUUUAUACCUGAAUCGCCAUCUAGCAAUUCCAUGAGGCGGCCUAUCAGGCAGACGACAGGCAGGACUUGCUGAACGCCAUCAACAGCUUCCUGGACUGCAGCAUCGUGCUUCCGCCUUCAGAGAUGGGAGGAGACGAGCUGCUGCGCUCAGUGGCUCGCUUCCAGAGGGAGAUGCUGCGAAAGAGGGAGGAGCAGGGGGUCAAACUCUUGGCCAAAGAGCCGAAAAGCCUUGAAGAGAAAGGUGAGCGUGUCUUCAGAAACUCAAAUGGAGCUUCAGUUAUUGUUUUACUGCUUGUUGACCUGCUCCGUCCAUUUCACAGAAGCUCUCCUCACACCUUUAAAAAAGUCGGACGACCCCUUGGAGCGCAGCGGACGCCCUUUUGGCGGGCUGAUUCGAGACGUGCGACGCCGUUACCCGAAGUACAUCAGCGACUUUAAGGACGCCCUGAACAGUCAGUGCAUGGCUGCCGUCAUCUUCAUCUACUUUGCAGCUCUGUCUCCAGCCAUCACAUUUGGAGGUUUACUGGGUGAGUUAAACACAAAAGGAGAGUCCGGUUACACUUCAUUACCGUCUCACAUGUCAGAUCUCUUUCAUGGUUUUGUAUUGAUGGUCCAGUCUGUUAUUUAUUGAAGACACCCUGAACCCUAAUGGGUGUUAAUCACGGUGUUAAUCUUGUCUUUGUGUUGCCAGUUGAGAAGACAGACGGUCUGAUGGGUGUUUCUGAGCUGAUCGUGUCCACAGCGGUCCAGGGUGUGAUCUUCUGUUUGCUUGGGGCGCAGCCACUGCUUGUUGUGGGCUUCUCGGGACCUCUGUUGGUUUUUGAAGAAGCUUUUUACACCGUAAGUAAAAGAUCGAUGAAAGAGGGAGCGAACCGGCCUAUUUUGUUUGGCGAAGAAUAUCCCAAAAAUAUCCAACAUUACUUUUAUAUUUUUAAAGGUUCUGAGUUAUAAUGACUCCAUGAGUUUGUCCCGUUCGUAUGUAAACGUAUUUCCUGUGAGGAAACUGUUUCACUGUCUAACAUCUACAACCCAACAGUGGAGUCACCAGACAUUCAUUUGAGUCCACUUAUCUUAUUGGACCCUGAUCUUGGUAUACUUCAUGGAGUUCUUACAAAAUUUCCAAGCUUGGCCUGCAUCAUUUGUUUGUUUGUUUUUGUUUGUUUGUUUGUUUGUUUCUUUGUUUUUUUUGUAAUUUAUUUUUUAUUGACAUUCAGAAUCAGACAUUCACAAUAUAUACAUCAUGUAGGCAUACUUCCUAAAUCCAUUUUCUGCCCUAAAUGCCAAAACUAAAUUUUAGUUUAUAUCAAAAUAAUGUAAAGAAAAACAAACAACCAUAACAACAACAGUCAUUAAAUUAAAAAAUAUAUAUAUACAUGUAUCAGUAGGGAGUAAUCUUUCUUAUACAUCAUGGCCACUGGUUUGUGAAAAUAAAAUCUGGCCUAUGAGGCGUGACAUUUUUUUUAAAUAUAAUUUUUAUGUAUGAGAUGCUAGUAUACAGUUCCACUUCAGAGAGGUACAAGUUCUUUCCUUUUUAACUUUGAACAUAUAUGGAGCAAGAAUACCCUUCCUCCCCCAACCCCCAAAUCUCCCAUCCGGCCAGAUAACAUUCAGAAAAUAGACAAAACACUUACAAAACAGACAGAAAAUAAAAUAUAAAUAAAUGUACAUAUAUAUAUAUACAUACACAUAUCAGUAAACAUGACAACAACAACAGUAAUUAAAAUAAAUAUAGGGAUCAAUAAUUUCAAAAAGAGGGAAGAAAGCAGGAUAUUAAUAAAAAUAAUUAAAUAAUAAUAAAUUAAAAAAUAUAAAAUAAUAAUAAUUAUAAGGUUAAAAAUGAAAAAUUCUGCUGCUUGUGUCUUGGAUUCCAUGAAGCUCGAGCUAUCAGGGCGUGAUCUUCUGCUUUUAUCUUCUCCAUUUUAUAAAUGUCCAUGGUAAUGUCCAUCUGUAUAUUUAAGGUUGGGCUCUCCUGUAAUAGCCAUUUCCUGGUAAAACUCUUGCCUGCAUCGUUUGUUAAUCUAAUAUUCUACAAAGGAAUUUAAGAAAUGACUCGUAAUCAGAUUUGUGAUGCCUGCUGUGACAGUUUGUCAGUAAUUAAGAGAGUUUUUCGACUUUGUGUUUUUACAGUUCUGCAAAGCGAACGACAUCGAGUACCUAACAGGCCGUGUGUGGAUCGGGUUCUGGCUCGUCAUCAUCGUGAUCGUCACCGUGGCCUUCGAGGGAAGCUUCCUGGUCCGCUUCGUCUCCCGCUUCACCCAGGAGAUCUUCUCCUUCCUCAUCUCCCUCAUCUUCAUCUGCGAGACCUUCAUCAAGCUCGGCAAGGUACGGCUCAGACUUGAAAUACCAGCCUCUCAUUAAGAAAAACGUUUUUGUUUGCACGCUGCGAUUCAUGUCGCAGACACUAAGCUGAACAGACUGAUCUUUGGAGGACUUUCAAACCUCUGGGUCGAAAUGAGUGUGUUGUUCUAGCAAGAGAACCUGAAAUCUUUUGGGACUGAUCGGCCCUGAAAGUUUAUUGGAUUAUGGGAUUUUUCCAGGUUUGUGAUUUUGGAGGGUUUGCUUUUUUUUUCAUUAAUGGCAGGAACUUGAAAGGCUAAAUCUCAUUUUCCAGGAAGUAUGGAUGUGGUACCUUCAUAUAAUGAUAAAAAACUCAUCCCUCAGGAAACAUAAUCACAUGUGUUUGUGUCUGUUUGUGUGUAACCUCAUGUGAAUUAUUAAGCAGUAAUUUGAACCUUCUGUGUCGUUGGGCAGAUUUUCAAAGAUCACCCGCUGAAACGCUGCUCCCUAGACAACAGCACAGGAGGGGACGCCUCAGCAGAAAAUAUCACACUGAUGCUGAGCAACGACACGUCACCCGUGCCCGGGAAAGUCGUAGGGGAGCCCAACACCGCGCUGCUCUCUCUGGUUCUCAUGGCAGGAACUUUCUUCAUCGCUUUCUACCUGCGCAAGUUCAAGAACAGCGCUUUCUUCCCAGGAAGGGUGAGACGAUGCACAAAGUCAACCCUGAAUAUAAACCUUAAGUAUAAACUUUUCACAGGUACAGAUGAACGAGAGUCAAAAAAUACCUCCCUGACUGACAAAAUAUAGUAAAACUAAAGACCAAAUCUCCUUAAAUUCAUCACAAACCAAAGUCGACAUGACAGAGGCGUCAAAAAGACUUUGGCGAGUGAGUCUUUUAAAGAGAACAUAAAGCUACUGUUGCUGAGCUAAAACACCGUUUUGUUUUCAGUUUCGCAGGAUGAUCGGAGACUUUGGCGUCCCAAUCGCCAUCCUCAUCAUGGUCCUGGUGGAUUACUGUAUAGACGACACAUACACACAGGUAAGACUCGCACACUCUCGCCUCUGUUUGCAGUAAUAAUGAUGAAGGUUCACUGAUGAUGAUAAGUCUCCCUAUUUCCUGUCCUCUUACACACAGAAACUGAGUGUUCCUCGAGGUUUCUCCGUGACAAGACCUGACAAACGGGGCUGGUUCAUCAGUCCUCUGGGCACAGAAAGCCCGUUCCCCAUCUGGAUGAUGUUCGCCUGCUGUUUGCCGGCCCUGCUGGUUUUUAUUCUUAUAUUUAUGGAGACACAGAUCACAACGUGAGUUACACUGCAAGACUGAUAAGCCCGAACAUGACUCAAAGAAGUUUUUUAUCCUGUUAUGAAAUUAUGAGACUGAGUUACAAUGGUAAAAGUCCAAAUAUAGACAUGUCAUAAUGAAUAUUAAAUAUAUUUGUAUAUGUGAAAGACAGCGUUUGAAUGUAUUUUAAAUAAGAGAGCACGCUAAAUCAAGAUAAAAUGGAGCAUAGUGCUAGUUCAGGCAGGCCAUGCAAUCAAACUCAGCCCACAAUAUGUCAGCUCGUCCUAAUACCAGCCUAUAACAGCUGACAGCUCAGCUAAUCACCCCCUCAUUUUGCAAACUUCCUCCACAAACCGUUUUGCAAUCUGUCUUUGCUGCUGCUCCCCCUGCCUUGUUUUCUAUGCCAGUAGAGAGGCAGGAAGUUCCCGCCAAAUCAAACUCGUUGCAUGUAAAUCAUCACUUCUCUGUGAUUGAAGUGGUGGUUUUAGUGUGUCUUAUCUUCCCUCUUCAUCCUCCUGUAGUUUGAUCGUCAGUAAGAAGGAGCGGAUGCUUGUGAAAGGUUCUGGUUUCCAUCUCGACCUGCUGCUAAUCGUGGUGCUGGGCGGCUGCUCCGCUCUGUUCGGCCUGCCGUGGAUGGCGGCCGCGACCGUUCGCUCCGUGACCCACGUCAACGCCCUCACUGUCAUGAGUAAGGCCGUCGCUCCUGGAGACAAACCUCGAAUCCAGGAGGUGAAAGAGCAGAGGGUCACCGGGCUCCUGGUCGCCAUCAUGGUUGGUGAGUGUCACAGAUUUUUAAAUUCAUGACCUCUCUUUUCCUGCAGAGAGGGGAACUUAGCGUUUAAGUCUUUGUUUCUGCUCUCCACAGGUUUAUCUAUCGUGAUAGGAGACCUGUUGCGUCAGAUCCCCUUGGCGGUCCUGUUUGGUAUCUUCCUCUACAUGGGAGUGAUGUCGCUGAAUGGUAUCCAGCUCACUGAGCGGAUGAUGCUGCUGCUAAUGCCACCAAAGUACCACCCUGACCACACCUACGUACGAAAGGUGAGAUCGAAAGAAUACCAAACUGUGAAGAAGUCCUGAGGUGUAAAAGCAACAUGACCACAAAUCCUCCAAGCGAAUCUCAGCUUGACCAAAAAACUUGAUCUUGUAUCUCAGAAGUGUCUGUGACAGAUUUUCUUCACCAAUUCUGUUCCUUGCAGGUCCGUACUCUACGUAUGCACCUGUUCACCUGCAUCCAGGUGGUGUGUUUGGCGGUGCUCUGGGCCGUUAUGUCGACUCAGGCGUCUCUGGCUUUCCCCUUUGUCCUCAUCCUCACCAUCCCUGUCAAGGUGUUCCUGCUGCGCCGCAUCUUCACAACCAGAGAGAUCGCAUGUGUAAGUUUACCGCAGUCAAAGUCAGGACUAUGAGACGGAUCCUAUAUUCAAAAGAGGGGAGGGAUUUUUGGACUCUGUUAUUUUCAAAAUUGGAGAAUUUCUUAAAGAGGGACCAAUGACUCCCGUAUUUUUUGUUGCUGCCUUUUUCUUUUUCUUUUGUUUAUUUAUUUAUUUACUAACUUUCUUAUGUUUUUUUAUUUUAUGCACUUGUCUGAUUCUGUUCUCUUUAUUUAUUAGAUAUAGAUAUAUUUAUUUAUUUUAUUUUAUUCUUUUUCUUUCGGUUCUGUAUCCCAAAGGAAUAAUGAGAAGGGUAGGAAAUUAUGUGGUUUAAAAAAAAAAAAAAAAAAGACAAAUUUUUUUUUGUUUGUUAUAAAAAUAUGAAAUUAAAAAAUUGUUUAUUAAAAAAAAAAAUUAAAAAAAUGUUUUGCUCAAAAAAAAAAAAAAAAAAAAGAGGGGAGGGACCACACAGCGAGAAGAUGUUGUUUCAUCAUUUUUAUCAAGCAAUGUAAAUAUUAAAAAAUGUCCAAAAUAAACAUCCUUUCGUUUCUUCUCCAGCUGGACGCCGACGACGCCGAGCCGAAGUUUGACGAGCGCGACUGUCACGAUGAGUACUCAGAGAUGCACAUGCCCGUGUAACCCAUGACAAGCCUUCGUCUCACCACUGAACUCUUAGCGAACACCUGAAUCUGUCUUGUCACACCACCAACCGAUGAGCCUAUAAAAGGUCAAACACUCACAUGAUCCCACCUCACUGUGCACCGCCGGACUUCUUUUCAAUCACUGAACGUGGAGUACACUGUGUCGGGUGUUUGGUUGGUUUGUUUUGUGGUGAAUCUUCAACAGUUUUUUUUGUGGUGGGCUCCGAGAACAAACUCCGACUGAGGAGGUCAAGCAAAGUGUUCGUGUAUAACAUACUUUUUAAAUAUAUAUUUCAGGGGACAAGAGAUUCCAAAUCAAAUGAUCUCGAGUUAAAAUGAAACGCUCUAACAGUAGUUAAAUUCACAAGAUUAAUUUUUUAGCCCUGAAAGGUUGCUCUGAUUCACAUUGAAUAUGUGGAGGAUAAAUGGGAUUUAUUAUUUUAUAUUAACAUGCUGAGUUACUGCUAUACUAGCUUGUCGCUUUUUUUCAUGUUUUAAGCUCACCAAGCGCCUUACGAAGAAAAAGGUGUACUGAGAGGUGUUUAUUUUUUUCCUCAUUCUGUCUUAUUGUAGACAGCCGAUCACUUUACCCGCCUCCUGAAGCUUGUAGCACUUUUUAAAGACACCAAAUCUGAAGAAUGACUGUAUUUUAUGUGAUCAUUUUAUCCCCUAGAGUCUACCUAAAUCCCUUAAAAUAUCAGUGUUGCUUAAGUGUGCUUCAUAAAUGACUAUCUGUGUUUGAUUUUUUUAGCCUAUCCUACUCGUAUCAUGCAAUUUUUAUGUACUCAAAUGCAGCAGUUUAGACGUCACUUGGGCUUUUCUGUCAGAUUCUGUGCCUGCAGUAAAACAAGAUCACCAGCAGAGGGAGAUCUUGCAGGAGUGUGAUAACGUACCAAAAAUAGGACAUAAAGAUUCAGUUUUCUAUCAAACCUAUGCCAUGAAAUCAUGUUUUGUUUUCAUAACACACUUUAAAAUAGAAGGUUAACACAUUAAUAUAUACUCUUCAUGUCUCCACACACAGGUUUAGAGCACUAAUGUACUAAAGUAGGGAUUUUUUCAGGUGUGGUUGAUUAUUGGGAGUCACUGUAAUUUAUUGGUUUCUUUGUCCGAGUGCCAAAAGUCUGCUGUAAAUAGUUCGGUGAUCAGAAUUAUAAGCUGCAGUCCAGCCAUCUCACAUCUACUAAUGUUGCUGUUAGUCUGAAAUAACAAAAUCCACAAUACAACAUUCCUCAUUUUAUUACCUUGCUGUUUCUUUUGGCUUCGACUUAUUUCAUUCUCACUCAUGUCAACUGGGUUGACCAAAUUUCCACACAGCGCUGUGUAGACAAUCUCAAUAUUCAUGCAACACUGAGAGGGAAGGAUUUUAAAUCUCUAUCUAUCUAUGUAUUUUUCUUUUGUUUUUGUUUUGUGUCAUGUUGUAUCAGUGUGACAUGGAUUGGUUAAAGCUUUGACUGUGUCAAAUAAUUAAAAUUUUUGGUCCUGUUACUCUCAUUGGUGUAUAUCAGACACUAAUCUCCCCCCCCUUUCUGAGCUGUCCUGUCUCAGCCUGACUGAUGCUGCGAUCUUGUGCCUGUUUGCUGUCACGAAGGCGCACAAAAUCAAAGUGCCUGUGGGACCAUGAAGUGAUCCGCUACAAAUGUGUGUGUGUGCUGUGUUUGUGAAGACGACAAACGUGUUACAGUAGUUUGCACUUUAGUGACGCCUUUAAAUCAAACAUCUUUCCAUUAUUUCUCCGUUGCGAUGUGACGCAUUUUUGCUGUUUCUGAAGGAUUAUUAGGAGUUCAUUGUAGAUUACACACACAUUUAGGUGCAUUAUUGCCAUGGAAAAUGAAGGGGGUGUUAAAGAGCGGAUAACUGUGUCUGUUUUGUGUUUGCUUAUUGUGUCUGUGAAUGAAGUAAAGGUAGAGUGUGUACGCCAAAGUAUCUGUCAACGUCGUGAAGUGCUUAUCCACCAUGCUGUUCCAUUCAAAAGCAAUACAAAGUCAGAGGGACGUUGUUCACGCUCCCUCGUGCAUUAAAUGGUAAAAAUAUUGAUGAGAAAUAAAAGUUAUUUUCUAUUUAUCCAUCAGUCUUGUUUGCUUUGUUUUUAAGAAAUGCAAAUAGUCAUGCAAUGCACAUGGACGUCACUUCUGAUCACAAAACUCAAAAAAGAUCAAACACGUGCAGUAACACCAAAACAAACAAAUAUAGAUAUCAUAACAAGAAAAUGCUCAUAUUCAGAAAAUCCAAGUAGAAAUAGAAAUGCCUAAAGUUAAAAGCAAACACUACAAAAAUACACUGAUACAGCAAAAUACAGCAGAUCCAACAAAACACAGAAGUGAAACCUAAAUAAAAUGCAGAAGUGUUUUGAAAGGGAGAAGCAGCAAGAGAGAGUGAUGAGUCUUAAACACAUACAGUAUACAACACAACAAUCAGUCGAUCUUUAUUUAUAUGGCGCCAAUUCACAACAAAUGUUAUCUCAAGAUGCUGACACAAACGGAGCUGGUCUAGACCAAAGUUUUCAUUACAUUUACAAAGUUCCACAUCAAGAUGGGAUAAGUCCUAUCUUGUAAGAUCAGACAAACUCUGAUCACAUCUUUAUCUUCACGAGGAUUUAGCAAGUUACACUGAGGAGGAAAAACUUCCUACACCAGGCAAUCCAGACUCAUGUUAGACAGUCGUCUGCUGAGACUGAAGGGGAAAAAAUUGAUGGUGCUAGUUAGCAUUAGCAGAAAGUGUAAUAAUAACAGAGAUGCUGGUGCUAGUUAACAUUAGCUUGGCACGAAUAACUUGGUGAAUUUGUACGAUUCAUGUCAUUUGCACUGCCAGGGUAGUGCAAGCGUCUAAUCGCAUCUUUGCAUUGACUUAACAUGCAAUUCAUUCGCGCAAAUGAUUUUACUCGCACUUGGUGUGAACGCCCCAAAAGAAAAAAGUGUGUCAAAAAUAAGCAAACUUAAAGCACCUGUGGGUAACUCUCAGUCUGUGUUGACUCUGUCCUCUUUCUUCAGCGUACAGCAGUUCCACAUCAGUGGUCUCAAUUGCUUUAAAGGGAUAUUCCAUUAUUUUUUUUAUCAUUUCCUUGAGGUAAUAAUCACCAUAUUAAUCAUUUUGCACUAGAGACGCGGUCAUUUCUAUCUUAGCAUCUCGGUCUGAUUGCAUUUCCAUGAAGAAAUUAUCAUAAAUGUUCUUCCUUGAGCUGCGUCACCCCGCUGCAGUCCGUAAUGGACUGGCCUAUGGUCUCGCUACAAACAAGCAGCUGCUGGAGGAGAGUGGGUAAGUUGUGUUUAGUCUCUUUGCCACAGAAAUUAGGAAAAGUUAAAAAGAUGUUUGGUGGCUAGUGCUGUAGCUAGAACCCUAUAUGUCCUGUUGAUGAAGUUAGGUGCUGUUCUGAGCAUUAUUUGUGUCUAUAGAGUGGUGUUUUGUUUGAGGUUUGUUUAUGGCUCCUCAGACCACUGUGUAUUGCUAUCGUGCAGUCAUUACCAAAAUUGGUAUAACUAGAGAAGCAAGUGGCAACAUUCAUCUCUCGAGGGGGUGUCUAACUCUGUGUUUUCGACCCUAAAUUAAUUUUAUUCUGGAAUAUCCCUUUAAUACAUCAUAGAUAUGAACCACCACUCAUUUCAGUCUGUUUCAUAACUCAUCAAAACUUCUCACUG
Xyrichtys novacula (pearly razorfish) is the source of this 46933-nucleotide messenger RNA. The record is from the annotation of a GenBank genome assembly. Lineage: Eukaryota; Metazoa; Chordata; Actinopteri; Labriformes; Labridae.